Messenger RNA from Xyrichtys novacula (pearly razorfish), 54032 nucleotides. NCBI's taxonomy places the organism in Eukaryota, Metazoa, Chordata, Actinopteri, Labriformes, Labridae. The record is from the annotation of a GenBank genome assembly.
AUUUAAAAUGUUUUAUUGGGCAUGUGAAAGUACAAGCGUUACAUGUGAUUCCAAUAUUUUACUUUUAAAUCUCGAUAUUCAGCCUGAUAUGUAAUGUAAACGCACAUCCACAGUUGCUUUAAUGCUGCGUUAAAGUCGAGCUAAAAUGAGAUAGAAGAUAAUGUUCGGUUUUAUAUUGUAGUAAAACACUAUGGCCAAGAUGCCUGCUGCUUUUGAGUGGGAUAAAGUGAUGAGACUGGACACAGCAAGCCUUCCUGACGAGGACGAGGACCAGCUGAAUGAAGUCUUCGCAAUGUUCAUAACGGUAACUGUCCACACCCACACCUCAUACAUACAGACAUUCAUUUCCAUCUUAAAGCUCCUGUAAGGAGUUUUUUGACGAUCAUGAAAACUCAUAUUGAUACCUCUUUAUGAUGGACCCCAAAGCCUUCAAUAUCAAAACAAAACUAUGGCUAAAACAAAGAUAUGUAUAUAUAUAUAUAUCUAUAUAUGUAAUUAUGGAUUUUUGUGCAUAGAAGAGUGGGUGAGUUGUGUUUGGUCUCUUUGCUAAAGAAAUCAGGCAAAGCUGAAAAGGUGUUUGGUGGCUAGUACUAUGGCUGGGACCCUAUAUGUCCUGUUGAUGAAGUUAGGUGCUGUUCUGAGCAUUAUUUGUGGUUAGAGUGGUGUUUUGGUUGAGGUUUGUUAAUGGCUCCUCAGACUGCUGUGUAUUGCUAUCGCACGGUCGGUACUAAAGUUGGUAUAACUAGAGAAGCAAGCGGUCGGCAACAUUCAUCUCUCUAGGGGGUGCCUAACUCGGUGUUACGGUGUGUUUGACCCUAAAUUAAUUUUACGUCGGAAUAUCUGUUUAAAGCUCCUGUGAGGAACUUUUUGUUUGUGUAAAUUUAGAGCCCCCAGAAGAAUAAAGCAGUCUGUCUUCUUACUACUCUGCAGCUGUGCAAAUUUCGGUUUUAUGAAAUGGAGAAAACUCUGGAAAUACCAAGAGCAACUCGGCUUCAAAUUUGUACAAUGAUUGGAGGCAGAGUCACAUUGUCAAUACUAUGUACAGUCUCUUGCUUCCACCUACCCUCUCCCACCAUUUUCAGGCAUUGUAAAUUGCAAUUUAAAAAUCAUCAAUCAUGUCAUGAUAAUUCUGCUUGCUUUUGGGUUCGAAGCCAGUUCAGUUACGUUUCAGUCCAAUCAUAGAGGCUUUAAGGAACAUCUGAGUACAUCUAAAUUUGUGGGAGGGGGGUCAAAGUGUGAGUUAUGACCCGGCAUAUGGAGUGGAUCAUAAGAUCAUGGUUUCAUUUCACCAGGCUGUGUUGGAACGUAUAAUCAAGUAUGUGAUGUCGGCACAGAAGAGCAAGCAUUCUGCACAGAUAAAAUCUAGACUCGCCUGUUAAGUUCAGAGUGCAUGCUGGUUAUGGGAGGACUGAAAACCUCUUCUUUCAAUCAGUUUAUGAGUAUUCUGUUCUGAUGCAGGCAUGAUGAGUGUUAUCUGACUCAUCUCACAUCCUCCACUCUACCCUCAAGCAGACAAUACAGAGUGUCCUCACAGAACUGAACUGCUUUAAAAACUUCUUUGACCAAAAUUUUAUAUCAUGUUUCCUGAGGCGGUUUGGCUUGUGCAUUAACGUCAUGAUGUUCUUAUCUUCCCAUCUUUAUUUUAAUCCUUUAUCCUCCUCUUCCUCAUGCUGUCUUCUUGUGCAAUCUGAGAAAUGUACAACAAGAGUUGUUCUUGGUUUUCUUGGUAUGUGUUCCUCUGUUGUUAUAGGUCCUUACUUUUUGGCUUUUAAUAUUGUUUAAUUUAUUUAUUGAAUGAUUGAUUGGUACUAUUGUGGAGGCCUGUGCAGUUAUUGAAUACCAGACAAGGGGAUGAUUAGGUCUUUUGCAUCGUAGCAUAUCAUAUCACAUUACAUCUUAUCAUGUCAUAUCUAAUGUUCCUUAAUUUAUUGCUGUAAUAUAGCCAACAGGAGACCCUUAAUGUAUGAAGCGAUGUUAUUGACCCUGCACAAAACCAGGGUUAAGUUGUGGUCUCAUUUUGCAGCAAUUUCUGGUUUGUAUUGCAUUUAGAUGCACAGUGGUAUCAGCAUUACAUCAAUGAUAUUAGCAGACAUGAACUGAUACUAAUGCUGGUUACGCUUUAAUGAUGUGCACUGCAUACAAUGAUGGCUUGCACACCACAGCAACAAGCUUCAGUAUAAUGGCUCUAUGUGAAUAUUCUGAAUUAUUGGAAACAGACAACAAACAGCUAAUUUUAGUUUUUUUUUAAAUGGUGUCAGCCUGUCUGAGUUUGAAAACAUCAGCACAUCAGUGAGUGGCAAAAAUCCUUCAUCAUGCAUCUUCAGUCAAACACUUGGUGGACAGUGUCUAUGCAUACAUGAGGCAUGGCCAGCUGUUUAUAGAGGCCAGUCUAAGUCGGUCACCUUGCAGUAAUGUCUGUUGCUCUCUGUCUACUCCACUACGGCUGGAAGUAACUGUCCAAUUUGCAAAAGCAUUGAUGGGCUGAUGAGUUAUUGACCCAGCGAAAGGCUGAAUUAGUGAGUUUAUUUUCAACUUUACUAAAGCCUGUCUUGUUGUGAUUUUAUUGAAGGUAUAUGCGUUCCUCUGUUCUGAUGUUAGCUUAUCUGACUGGUAGGUCAUCUAGUCAAUUAGCAGUCAGGCAGUUAUUGGAAAGCUGUUUUGUCUUUUACUUCAUUAUUUUAAUCAGUAACUGGUGCAAUGCAAGUUGUAGUGAAGUACAACAUAAGUAUAGUAUGUAAUUUACUACUUUUCACCCCCCUGGUAUUAGAUUUCUGCCACUUUCAGCAAGUUAUAGUGUUUUUCAUUGACUGCCCUCUCUUUUUGAGACCACUGUUGACCUUUAAUCAAUAACUUCUGUCAUCUGAACUUAAAGCUCCUGUAAGGAGUUAUUUAAUGGCUUUUCAUGGUAUCCAAAAGCAAAUAAGACCAUCAGCAACAAGCUUGACGAUUUUGGUACCUGAAUUGUUAAAGCCUGAAAUUGCAGUGAGGAGGUAAGUGUUGGCAAAGCAGCUAAAGUCCCACUUAAAAAAAAAACACAUAUUCACAAUAAAUGGUUCGUUUGAUGGUCAAAGUCAGCAGGAUGAAAUCGUUGGUCAAAAUUCACUCUUCAGUCACGCAAAGGACAGGUUAAACAAAGACUGUACAGGGGGCGCCAAAAUGGGCACAAACUAAAAGUUCCUUAUAGUAGCUUUAAGUAAAUCAGAUAAGGAAAGAAAAGAAACCUCAAGAUAGCUUGUGUUUAAUAACUGAUAUAAUGCUCCUAACAAGGAUUACUGCAGAAAACAGUGAUUCUGUGAUAACCUGUAAUCUGUAAGACAUCCUCAAAAUAGCCGAUGAGCUGAAUAAUAUGUGAGAUUUCUACUUUCUUACUGUUUGUUUUUGUUAACUUUGCAGGCUAAAGAAUGGGAGGUGAAGGAUAAACCACCGGAGAACAUCAUUCAAGUCCUCAGAGUGUUUCAGACCCUGUUGAAGGUGUUCGAUCACCUUAUUUCUAUUUUCAAGUGUCUUUCCAAUCAUUCCUGUCUGUCCCUGCAAACACAAUUGUUUUCUCUAUGUCUGGCUGUUAGUUAAAGGAUCGGGAACUUGCUGUCACCUCUAACUUCAUUGAAGAAAUCGGUGUAAAACAUGCAAAAAAAGGUCAGCAGACAGAUCGAUCUUAUAACCAAAAUACGACACCCUUUUGAGUCUUACUGAAAAACUACAGAGUCGUUUAAAUUGUUGGUUUUGUCUUUUGUAAUGAAGAAAAGGAGCUCCUCGACAAGGUGUCCAGGCUGGAACGAGAGAGUAAGGUAAUGCUCCCUGUCAUAUUCGUCAUCAUGGUCCAAAUACUUACUCGUGUAUCAUUCUUUGGGGGCUCUUUAUCCGUUGGACUUCUGCCUGUGCCAUUUUUUUUGGAGGAGAAAACACUUCUUUUGCAAUGUGACUGGUAAUAACCCCUCUUGCCAACAAAAACAACUUCCAUCCAUAUCUUUAAGCCAAUCAUAGGGGGGGAACCCAAGCUACAAAGGGAUUGGUUGUAUUGACCACAAGAUGACAACACCUAAGAAGAUUACUGCUAAUUCCUCUCAAGCUCAGCUAUUACUUCAAGUUCCACCGUGUUAAUUAUGUUUGAAUUCUCCAAAGGUUUUCAUGUAAUUAGAAUUUACACCAUGGCAGUCUGCCACUGAAAGAAAAGGCUCCCCUUUAUUUAGAGACCCGUUCAUGAUCGUGUAAUGCAUGUGUUAAUGUGUGUCAUGAACAGAUGGAGGUGAUGAAAGACUAAUAGGUCUGGUGGGGGUUGUUUUGGUGUUUGUGUGUCUUGUUUCCGGUCCGCACGGCUCAGCACACCGGCACAGGGCCAGACACCCGCUUUCUGAGAGAUGAGCUCCGCCAGUUUGAGACCCAGCUAGAGCAGAAGGACAGGGAGUUGACCCAGUGCAAGAAAGACAUGGGCAAGGAGAAGACAGCCAACAAGGAGGUAUGAAAAUGUUACCCGUAAGUCCCACACAUGGUAGUAUACUGAGGUAGAAUCAGGAUAGAGUCCUCGGAUGGCCUCCGGGUAUUAGGUCACUCGUUAGUACACACUGUACUAUGAUGUCCGUCCUCAGAGCAAUAAUCGUGUUUUCAUUUCCUUUUGUAUUUGUUACGUAAAUGGUAGCAAUAGUUUGAUGCACCAGCAUUACUGCUGCUUCCAUGCAACCCCAUUCCAAGAGAGUUUGCUGGGUAACACACUGAUGCAAACACAUUUUGAUGGUUUUCAUAUUAUGCAAACCUUUUAUUUCAUUGACUGAUUAUUUCAUUAUUGCAUACUGUAACUGUUCAGCAUUAACGGUGCCUCCAAAAUGUGUAACAUACUCAUGUCACAGGCCCGUAUUUGUUCUUUUGCCACGCCUGGCUUUCAAAUUUGUGCCAUAACAAGCCGGAUGGUCUCUUUCUUCACAGUGUCCAUAUUUCCAAAAGUAACAUCACAUUUUUCAGUUUUCAACUUUGCUUCAGUCCAUCUUAUAGGAUUGUGUCCAAAGAUGAGGCAGGCCUGUUCAUUUUUGGUUCCUUCUUUGCAUGAUACAGUUUUCACCUGCAGCUGUGGGUGUGUGGAUGUCCUCUACAAUAGUUUUUGGAGUGAAUUUGAGCUCAUGCAGUGAUUUCUACUACAGAGUCUUUGAAUGUAGUGCUACCUGAGGGGCCCAAACAUCAGAGCCAUCCAGAAGAUAUUUGGCCUUGUCUAUUUAGUACAGAGUUUUCACCAGAUUCUCUGAAUCUUUCAGUGAUGUUUUAGACUGUAGUUGACGAAAUCCCCAAAUUAUUUGCAACUUUACUCAGAGGGACGUUAUGGAAACUGUCAGACUAUUAAUUUAUAGUUUUCCACAAAAAUGAGUCACUUCUUCCCACUUUCUAAAUCCAUGUUACUUAGCUGUUCAAAUUAAACUUGUAGGUUAGAAGAUAUUCCUUCAAGUGUUUUUUUAAAGGAUUACACAGCUUUUUGAGUUUUUUGCUGUCCCUGUCAUAACUUUUUUUUUGUUAUUUUAAAGUUUGAUUUGUUGUCUUUGCAUUGAUUUCAAUAGAAUAUAGAUGAUUUAUUACCCUUAAUAUUGAUUUAUUUUUGUGUCAACAUUCUAAACAGCGUCCCAACCUUUUUGAAAUUGGAAAAAUCGAGAAUCUCAAAAUACUCAUUUAGACAAACUAAACUAGAUUUAGACAUAUUGCAGCUCUCGGACUUAAUCUGAAGUCACUCUGUCUUCUUAUCCACUUCUUAUUCAUCCGUUAAAUAGACUAGAGGAGGACUGUUAAAGGGUCAGAGGGUAAAUGUAACUCAUGUAGGUCGUACAAAUUGUGUUCACCUCAUUAUGUGUAUUUCUCUUUUUUCUUUACAGCUGCUUGCACAAGUGGAGGCAGCAGAGGAAGAGACCAAGAAACUUAAAAGAGAGGUACUCAGCAGCAGGAACUUUAUCUUACAGAUCAUAAAGUUCACGUUUUUCAUCUUCAUGUAUUACAGAACUUUGACUGUAAGGUUCUGAAAAUCAGAUAGAUUCACAGAUACAUUGAAGACACAUACAUUUUCCAGGUGUUCUCCAUCCUGAAACAGGCUCUAAAUAAUUUGAAAAUGACAGAGCUUGGCAGGGAUGGUUUUUAUCAGAGAGGGCAAAAAGGGAGCUUGAUGCUGUGCAGCAUCUUUGUUGUAAUGAUCUGCGCAGAGAGACUUAAAAGAGAGGAUCCUUGUACAUCUGUUCAACAGUUCUUUUUCUAUCAUGCGAUUUAAUGCUGGCCCUGGCAUUUACCUCCCGUAUCUAGAGACCUGGAUUUUCUUCCCUCAAAACACUUGAAGGCUCUGUUUCUCUUGUGAAUGCUCUUUUUUUAUAUUUCAUUAUCUCUUUUCAUCUCUUUCCAUUCCAUCCCCUAAGAUAAAAAAACUUAAGAAAAAGGUAAGAAAUACAGGUAGUGAAGUAAAAUAAGUUGUCUGUAAGGAUUUGUUGGUAGCUUAGUGUAUGAUUACUAGAUUGUGAAUGUAGUAUUUGCUCUGGGACUUACUUUGUCCAUCCUGCACCAUAACAGAAUGAGCAGCUUCAACAGGAUGUGGACUUCUACAGAGGGGAGCUGGAGCAGAAGCAGCCAGCUCCGUCCAGGGAUGAGAACGCAGAGAUGCAGAAGAAGCUCAGCAUGGCCAACCGCGAGCUCUACCAGUGCCACCAAGAGCUACAGGUAUUUGGGAGGCUGUGAUGAGUCGGUAAAACCAUCUCAAAAACAGGGUAAUAGACCUUUACUUAGUGAGCCUGGUGUUAUUAUUACUGCUUGCUUGUGAGACGUAAAACAAUCCCACUUUUGGCAAAAGAAAAAAAAAACUGUAUCUGUUAAAAAAGACCGUGCUGAUUUUGAGUGAACUGCUUCUCUGAUGGUUUUGUUGUUUGCUUUUUUCUCGCCAGCGUGUCGAGGACGAAAACUUGUACUUGAAAACGCAAAAUGAGCAGAUGCAGAAGAGUCUGGAGGAGUCUGUGAAAGAGAUGGAAAAGAUGACCGACGAGUACAACAAGAUGAAGAUUGUCGUGCAGCAGACCGACUCUAUCAUGGAUCAGCUCAGGAAAGAGAGGGAUCAUGCAAAGCUUCAAGUAAAGACCAUGUCAUAUUUUUUACAUGCUUAAGCUGGAGGAUCCUCAAGACAGAUUGCAGUUUUGAAGUUUUCAUGAUUUUUAAAUGCACGAUUUUGUAUGAGAGGUUGCAGCGAGUUCAACAUGUGUGCGUUUGAUUUUAAUUUGCAGGUAAGAGAGCUGACAGAUAAGAUUCAUAGCAUGACUGCAGAGGAUGAUCCAAUAAUGGCAGCUGUCAAUUCCAAGGUUGAAGAGUGGAAGGUGAGUGUGGGUCAAACAACUCCGAAGGUCCCUCGGAGCUAAGGUUGCUUCAGUGCUGGUGUAUUUGUUUUUCAGGGCCAAUACUAAAACCCGUCUUUGUCGAAUCGACACCUGACGUUUGAAACCAAUGGGCACUGGCAGUAAAAGAAAAAGAAAAACUGUGUGUCAGGAUGUAUUAUUACUUGGAAUAUUAUCAACCCAAAUGUACAACUUUGCCUUAAGUAAAAGUUUAACCUGAACUGAGACAUUCAGACUCAAGGAAAUUUACUUUCAAAUUAUCUGCAAAACAUACUCUAAUCUGAAUGGAGGACCUUGGAGCACUGAGCAUCAGUCCAGUACUUUUUCCACCUUGACCAAAAUAAGAGACUUAAGAAGAUGGCAUGGUGGCUCUUGAUGUGCUGACUUCAGCCUCAGUCUACUCCCUGUGAAACUUCCCCAAGUUCUUAAAUCUGCUUUUCUCGACAACCCCCAAAUCCUGUUGCUCAUACGCCCUUUCCCACCUCGCCUUUACCCGACCAGCCAACGUCCCAGUGCUUCAGUAUAAGUACUCGUGAACAGCCUCCCUUUUCAGCAAUAAACUGCUGUAUCUCAACCUCCUUAUGGAGGGUUUUGAUGAUAGUCUUCUGGACAACCGUGGAGUCAGCAGUCUCUCUCAUGAUCAUGCUGCUACACCGAGGGGUAUUUAGGGUUUAUUAUGUUUGAACAGACACUCAAAAUUAAUGACAAAAUAUACAAAUUUUCCUAAAAGACGCAUUUUGGAGCCCGAGGCCGGAACAAUCAAAUUUAGAAUAGAAGAAUGUUCGGGACAUUUUGAGUCUAGAAUAUAUUGUAUAUAAUGUUCACUUUCCAAAAUAAAUGAUGAAAAUAUUCAACUUUUUCUUGAUAUUCUAUCACCAGUGUCUUUGUGUAUUGACACAAAUACUAAACUAUGCAUACUUUUCCUACUUGGCAUUAGUCCUCUUAAAGUUUAGACCUUAGCUUUUAAGGAAACAGGCUGAACUGAUGCUCUGAAACAUGCCUUAACUUCACAGCGUUGGAGUGGGAGCACUAACAAGUAUGCAUUAAAAAUACUUGUUACUUGAUAGGUUCCUCCUUCUUUACAUUCGUUUUUUUUUGUCCAUUUUGAACCCAUUCUACCAAACCAUCAUAAGCCUUCCUUUACCCCAACAUGAUCAUUUUCUCCUCCCAUAGAGAGUGCUCUCCGGAAAGGACGAUGAAAUUUUGGUGUACCAGCAGAUGAUCCGCGACCUGAGGGAAAAGCUGCGUUCAGCACAGCUGGACUUGGAUAAAAGCAACAUUCUUGCCUUGCAGCAGGUAGGGCCAUAAGGGUUUUAAGGAUGGCUUUGAGUUAAUGUGCAGAAUCACUUAUAUGAAAAAAAUAAAAAAUUCAUCACUACAGAUAAAAGACUAUCCCAAAUAGUCUAUGUAGUCACGUUAGGGGAAUAGGGAAGGGAAAAAACAGUUUUGCUUGCAGGCACCAUAAACUUAGAGGACGUUUACAUAAAAGUACAACAUGAAUCCAUUCUUUCCAUAUGUUGCCAUAAAAAUACCGAGUUUGAGUUUGAGCUCAGCCUGAUUCCAUCAAGUGGUGGUUUGUUAAUGCUCCAACUUCAUCACCUCGGGAAAUAAAGAGGCUUGAUGGUUAUAAAGUUACUCCAGUUAAAAGCAGCAUCAUAUGUUGUAAUUGAGCAGUCAUGUUAAAGAAUUCCCAUUAUACCUUAUAGAGCUAUGCUCAAACACUUUAUUACAGUGUGGGAAAGAUUAGAUACCAUUCAUCUUGAGCACAUGCUGUAUGUAUGUAUGUUUGAAAUCCCGACCUUUUCAUCCAUCCAUUUCCUCACUUUCCACCUACUGUCUUUGCCUUAUCAUGUUUCAUCAACCUGUCCUCUCUCUCACCUUGCUAUCGCCAUCCUGGGCAAAGGUCAUAUAUGAACUAUGCACUGUAAGUUGCAUUAUGUGUCUCUUCCUUGUCCCUCCUAAGCUUCCAUCAUUUCAUAAAUAAUCUUUAUGUUGAAGAUGUUGGAGACUCAGGGUGCCACAGCUCGCAAGAUGUAAAGUUAAAGUUACUUUUCUUUUUUCCAAAUCGUGAUGAAUGUUGAAGGCCGUCCAGGAGAGGGACAAUCAAAUCAAGAUGCUGAGUGAACAGGUGGAACAGUACACAGGGGAAAUGGAGAAGCACACCCAGCUUAUUGAGGAGCUGAAGACAUCCACAAAGAAAGAUAAAGGUGCGUUAUGAUUACCAGUUGCAUAGUAUAAUACCCAAGAAUACUCACCAUUCACACAGAGGUCAUGUUCUUCUUUCAUUAUGCAUGGGAGCAACUUAUUAUUUUACUAUGUAACACAGUUCAUCACACAAACGGUUCAUAGUGUUGGCUGUUACAUCAAAUUGUGGGUUAUCAAACAUGUUAUUUUCCCUUAAGCGUAGUCAAAAGUCCCUUCAGAAUUUCCCUUUACAUUGUUUUUUAGCCGUUCUUGAAUAAAUCAUACGUUAAAUAAUAUCAUUACGGAUGUAUUUUUAUUUAUUCAUCCAUCGACAGUCAGAUAGGCGAAAUCUGUAAGUCUGAAAACCUGUAAUUACGUCAGUCUUAAAAAAAUUAUUUUAAAGACUUCAAAAUAAAAGUCAUAAACUUACGAGAAAAAAGGCAGUAUUUAUGACAAUAAAGUACUUAUGAAAAAAAAUAUAUUAUUGAUGAGAAUGAAGUCGUAAACUUACGAGUAACGAAGUAAUUAUUUUUGAGAAUAAAGUGAAAAUUGUGAGAAUGAAGUGAAACUUAUGAGAAUAAAGCCAUUAUUUUUGAGAAUAAAGAUAUUUAUGAGAAUAAAGUGAUUAUGAGAAUAAAGUUGUAAACUUACAAGAAUAAAGUCAGUAUUUAUGAGAAUAGAGUCAGUAUUUAUGAGAACAGAGUCAUAAUAUUCUAACCUGUUGUUUUAGAGGGGAGUUGUUAAUAGAGGGCUGUGGAGCAUUUAGAUUAAUUGUACUUCAGUAGGUUUUACAAACAAGGAGAUACUUAAUCCUUUGGCACAUCAGCAUCACAUUUGUCAUUUGACUUUAAAAAGAAUAAACAAAAAAAAAAUCAUUUUCGCAAAAAGAACUAGGCAGACUUGGAGGAAAUCGUUGUUUUGAUGGAGGGGGAAAUGACCAAAAAUGUCUGUGCAGAGGCGCCAAUGCAGCGGGUAAUAACAACAGCAUAGGGCUUUAGUUUAUUAUUUGAAUCCAUAUGCCAUAAGGCGUUGGUGCUUGUCGGCCCUCGACUCCCUUUUGAUUGCAUAUGUUGACUAUCAGUUGGAUUGUUUCUUGAGAAACCACAAAAGCCCUCUGAAUGGCCCCCUGAUGCACCCACUGAUAACUUCCAGCCAUUUCCUCCUCCACAAAAGCAGCUUUAUUUACUUUAUGACUUUCUUUUCUUAAGUUUACCACUUGAUUCUCAUAAAUAAUGACUUGAUGCUCCCAAAUGUAGGACUUUAAUCUUGAAGUCCUUAAAGAAAAAAUUCUUAAUGUGGCCCUAAUAUUCUAUCGUAUGUAAUAAAGAAGCUGAAUGUGACGCCAGCAUUUCAGACUUUCUUCAUGGGUAUGAUGUCAGAUGAAAAUCACAGCUGUAUAAAUAUGGAUAGUUCUGAAGAAGUUAAAGUCAUAAAUGUAAUUUCUAAAGCAAUCCUUACUGAAAAUUCAAUAAGUUAAAGCAGCUGUGAGCAUCUUUCAAACUGUAUCAGCUUUGGGGGGCGUAGCAAACAAAGCCUCACAUUACACACAAAAUGAAAUAAAUGUUGACUAAUGACUUUUGUUGCUGUUUAAUACUGUUUUGCUUUGGACAAGUUGGAAGGUGUGACAUUCCAGGGACUUGUUACAAGGUGGACUACAGGAACUAGAUUCUCAUUAUGAUCAUUUUUAUCCUCAUAUUCACCCAGGCCUGCCAUCGACUGCACAGCAGAGAAAAAUCGAAGAUCUGAAGUGUAAACUAGAAGCUGCCGUGAGCAGAGCAGCAGAAGCAGAGCGCAUGGUGAAGUCUGCAGAAGCUCACGCUGAGGAAAAAGACAAAGCGCUCAUUGAAGCUUUAAACCGCUUGAGCCAGUAUGAAUCUGUGAGUGUUUAAGCGUCCUGUGUUUCCUGUUAGUGCUUUUACUUUUUGCAUUUGUCAAUCAUUUCUAAAUGCGUGUCAAAUUUCCAAGAAAAAAUGUCUUGUGCUUGUGUUCCUGUCAUAAGUUUUUUAGGCGACCUUAAAAUGUCAGCGUGACCGGUCUAAUUAAAAGGCUUUUUAACAUCUACAAACUAACCAUCUGUCUUUGGCUGUGACCAAUCAUUUCCAAAAUUUACCCUAAUAAAUUCUCAGUCUUAUAACAAGGAAGUGCUUCUGAUGAACAAGUAAUAUCCACUCUGUCUAUGCAUCACAGGGUGUUUAUGGCCUGGAAGCAGCCAUUUUGGAGAUCAAAGAGAGCAAAAAUCAAAUUAAGGUGAGGGAUUGUGAGGCAGAGGCCAUGACCAAAGAGAUCAACCAGCUGGAGAUGAGAAUCGGCGAGCUCGUCGAUGAAAAUGAGGACUUCAGAGAGAAACUAGGUCAGACCUUAAAAGACUAUUAAAAGUGAUCUGAUCUGAAUUUUCUGUCUACUCAAACACCAAUGACUAAUGUGGGAAAUUUUUAAUUCGUCAUUUGUUCUUGUCGCUGUCUUUUUUCGUUUAUUUUAAGGUCUGGAACCAAAGCAGGAAGUGGAUCUGACAGAGUUUAGGCGAGCCAAAGAACUCAGACAACGCCAGUACAAAGCAGAGAAUCAGGUCUUGACGAAAGAGGUAGAGCCAGACAAGAAGGAUUGAUAAAAGCUUCUUCUGUAAUCACUUGGUUUGUUUGGACAGCUCUCACUUCACCGUUUGAUCUCUUUCAAGAUCGAGCGGCUCGAGGAGGAGAGACUGGAUCUGAAGAAAACAAUCAGACGGAUGGUGAAAGACAGAGGUGAUGCAAAACUCACAGUGUUACAUCAGUUACUGUAUCAACCCGCCCCUGCUCAGAGAUAAGAGGUUGUUUUCAAUGAUUGGAUCUCUGGCAUUAUCUCAGUUCAAACUUUUUUAUCUUUUUGAAAUGUUCAUGCUACAGUGCAGUGAUGAGGGAUCGAAAACAGUCAACAGCUACAUGUCUCUUGAGGAACAAAGGCAGAAUAUAAUCAUUUUUAUCAGUUUUAAAGGCAGAUAUCUCACAAAAACCCUGAAUAACAGAGACUAUCUGCAAACCUGAGGGCAUACCUGUCUCCUCCUUCAGCCAAAAAAAUCACUUUUACUAAACGUGUGGCCAUGAUUUUAUUAAAUGGCAUUUUAAAUAAUAAAACACUGGUCUACCCACGAUGACUUUGUAUCAUGGCAACAGUGGAGAAGGCUCCCAGAGUGCAAGGUUACAUAACUGAACAUAGCAAGUAGCUGAAAUAAACCUUUUCCGAGACAACAAUCUGAGAUUACUGGAGAGAUUUUGAUCCGUCAAUCAGGUAAAGCUACAACAGCGGUGUGAGAAGAAGAGUAGAAAGCCUGAAAAUGAAAUUCUGUUCCAUUCUUCGUUCUUGCUCCCUUUUCCAAUACGUAUGGAUCAGAAUUGAGGCCCAAAACAUCUGAUAACAAUUUCUUAAUCUGUCAUUUUGAGUGUAGAAACACCUGUUCAUGCAACGUUUACAACUUUGUUGAAUGGCAACAGCGGAGGAGGCUCCCAGUUUACCAGUUUAGAGCCGGAUAAUUUAAGGGAGGAAGGUCUUUAGCCUUUUUGCCUUUAUUUGAGGGGACAGCUGAAGAGGGACAGGAAUUUGGGGAGUAAUGAGUUGGGGGAUGAUAUGCACUAAACGGUAGAGGCCAGGGGGUUAGAACCAGGAACUGCUGCAACAAGUCCAGUAGUCUCUCUCUAUUUAAUAAAGUGUGCAUUUAAACUGCUAAACCAACUGUCCACUCAUAUCAGCACCUCUUGAAGUAAAGGCUCACGGUGUGGGCUAAAACAAUCAUCUCCAAUCAGUGUUUACCACACUGACACGAGGAAGCAGUUCUAAAUGUUGGAUGUAGUUUUCUUUAUUUUAAUCUGAAUCUACUUUAGUGCUGAACUGGAAGAAAAGUUACUACAAAAAGUGCAAAUCUACACUUAACUUUAUGUCAUACUAUUUUAAGGCCAAGCAUGCAUCCAACACAAGCAAGAACAGCAACAUUGGCAAAGAGACAACCUUUUCACACAAAUGGAAACUUAAGUUUGACUGUUUUGUUCACCUUUAAAAAGAUUUAUGAGACAAGCAGAGAGAUCGCACAGACGGCUCCUCACACAAAGAUCUACUGUGAGCGGCUCGGAGAAACAAGGGGGAUUUUAUUCAUGGCCAAAAAACAGUCCAUUUUGUCCUUUUAGUGACAAGUUGAUUAUGGUUUAAUGCUCAAUGUGUGCUGUUUUGUCAACCCUGAUAACAAUCAGCUGCUUCUACAGGAAUCCCACAUUCAAGCUUGCUGCUGGAAGAGGACGCCCAGAUCACAAAUACACAAAGCAGCGCUCACACAGAUGAAGACAUACGACUGAAAGUAAGCUCCUGGCUCAUGAUGACAUUUCUGGCAUGAGUUUUAAGGACAAACAGUUUCCUCUAGAGCCAGAAAAUAAAUGACUCUUAGAUUAUCUGUAACAACAAGUUCAUAUCCGUGUCAUUUCAGAUUGAGUACCUUGAGAAAGAAGUGAGCAAAAAAGACAGAGAGCUGGAACUUCACAAAACCCAGUUUCAUGUCAAAUGUAAGUACAGCUCAUAUGGACAUUUCUACAAAUGAGCUCUCCAAGGACUAUGAAUUUUGUCUCUCUUACAACGGCAUAGAUUUAACUAAAUAUUUGUCAAAGAGUUUAUAAGAUAACGGUAUUAUAGAAACUCAUGGGUGUCAUUCUCAUCGUUCUUUUCUUUCAGUGGAUGAACUGACAAAAGUCAAAAACGACCUGGAGGCUGCGCUCACAGAUGUCCUCCAAGCUUUAAGGAAUUACCAAAGGAACACUCCAUUUGGUGCUGCAAUCAAUAUUCCCAGUCUGGAAAGGUUGGCGAAUGUGAGUGUCUCCCACGCACCAAAUGUGAUUUUAAACUCAGAUGGUUUCUGUUAUAUCUACCAAGAGUUUCAGAUUAGCCCAAUUCAUCAGUCUCCUUCUCUUUUACCACUUUUGACUGUUUAAAGUCGACAUCAAACCAAGAGAGGUGUCUGGCUGAGAUUAAUUCUAGUGUUGGUUAAUGUGGGCUCAAUUAUGUUUUGUUUAUUUUCACUUUUGAAAACCAGUCUUCAUGUAGAGUUUUGGAUUUGCCCGAGUAGAUCCCCCCUGAGCCAACAGCUGCAGUGGAGUAUAAAUUUUCUUUGACACUGUUCAUUUAGAGUGCAUAUUUUUUUGUGAGUGAUUAACUCAUUCUGUACAUACAGUUAGGUCAGCAUCUGCAAAGUCUUGAAUGAACGCUUACCCAUUCAUACGUCUCAGGGGGAGGAAGAUUUGUGGUUUUGCAGGAAUGCUGUUUUUAUAGGAUGCAGUCAAUCGUAUGUUGAUAAAACUUACAAAAAAAGUUCCUCUCCUGAUUCACAGAGGUCGUUUGGGUGUUGUUCUAUCUUUGACUUAACCUUUAGCGUUGUGUUCCUGUUUUUUUUGUUUUAAUGACUUUGACGUCUCAGAUAGCCUCUUAGCCAUAUCUUUUUAAAGUCCCACCCCAAUCAUUUUUUUUACUACUUCAAGUUUUCUCAAUUUAAAGCAAUAACCCUCUGAGUCAUGAGCGGAAAUAGCGCUGCUCUCCACACUCGUCUUCACGCUAGUUUGCAGCCUAACAUUGCUGUUGUAGUAAAAGUAGCAGGUAACAUAGGAGCUAUUCAGCUCUCGGACACUAAUGUCUUCGGGGACAUGAUGUAAGUUAAUAUCAUAAUUAGCUUUCUUACGAGCAUUGCAAUCCGCUAAUGCACAGGCUUGUUCCGCAAUUGUCCUCUUUACUUUUCUGAGUCUGGCCUGUAUAGCAGGGGCCCCGGGGGCGAAGCUUGGAUUUGCUACGUAGGAAAUCUCACUGUGUCUGAACCUGAUGAACCUGUAGCAUCAGGAAAAUGCCGUAUGAACAUGUAGAAAACAAGAAAAACAUUAUUUUCAUCGGAGUGGGUCUUUAAGUGGUAAAGACUUGACCCCCGUCCAAGGUAGAAACACCAACAAAAUUACAGGCAAGACACUCAGAACAGUUUUUAUGGGUUGGCUUGGCUCAGGUGCCGCAGAAAACCAAGAUUUCUUAUAAAUCACACCCGCAUUUUGCAUGUUUUUGUGAGUCUGUCUAUGUUCUCAGCGUCAUGGGUUUCAAAAGGCUCUAAGCAUGAUCAAAAACAACUUAAACGACUGAGAGGGUGUCUGAAGAAAAACCACUGGGCUCAUUUUUUAGUGUUCUAGUUUGACUCAUGUUCCAUCUGUCGUAAUGGAGAAGAAGUACCUUAAGGCCCCUGGAAGCUGUGGCGCCAGUUUGGAUUUCUGUUUUUCUGUCUGAUUUUUAUAAACCAUGGUGUGAAAUUCACAGACUGGAACACUGUAGCCUCAUGUUGCACAGAGACAAAAAUAGAGCAGACACGUUAAUGAUAUAAAAGUGGCAGGUUAUUUAUCAGUGUAAACAGAACUAACCACGUCCUCAAUAUUUGUGGUUUUAUUUGACUCCUUGACCUCUUUACACAUUAUUAGAGCUUAGGUGAGUCAGCUGGUUCUUCAUCUUCACUUGAAAACACACACUUGAAUGUUAUCCCUUUUUUGGCCAUGCUUCAAGAAUUCUCUUAUUAAUGUUCUGCUGAAUUCUAAAACUUUUAGUAGAUGGGACAUCCAGCUGUGCAGAAAACGUAUGCUGUGCUGUCUGUUAGUCUAUAAUGCUGCUCUGUUUCCCAUUAAAGGGGAAUUUUAAAUCUGCCUACUCUUCAUUUUGAAGAGUCUGCAGGGUGAACUUAACGUAGAUUUUUUCAUAAGCAUGAUGCAUUACGAAAGAAGAUCAAGAAAUAUGUGACCACUGACUUCACUUGUUCCGUUUCUGAACUGAGAUAAUUGUUUUUUUUUUUAAUGAUAUCUGAUCCUGCAAUCUGUUUUUUGCUCCGUGAGAAUCUGUAGAGUUCUGCCUCCUUGGCUAUCACGCCCAUGUUAAAGAGAUUCCUAUCUCAAAAAAAAUCCUGCAGGUAAAUACACACUCAUGAAUGAUCCUGACGUACUCGAGCUCUUCGUUGCAACAUGAUUGUUGAGUUUCCUAGAGAGUUACAGCAUUUGUUUGGAUGCUGUAACUCAGGGUUAUGCCAUCUGCUUGGCUGGAAACAAUAGACACACACACCUCCCAGGUAUUUUGAUGGUGUUUGGAAGCUUGUGAGAGUCAGAGGGUUCACCACAUAGCAACAGAGAAAAAAAACCAGCUGAUAGUAACAGAACUUUUGGUUGAUCCUGCUGCACUUGCGUCAGAUGUUUAAUAUUUGAACUGAAGGCAGAUGAGGUCCAUUUGUGUUCAGCUUUGAUGUCACACUGCAGGGUGUUGAGGAAGUGACAGUGAGUAACAGGUGCAAACCACAUUGCAUUUAAAGUUUACUCAGAAAACAAAGGAUAAUUAUUUUAAUGUGGAAGUUCUGGAACUGAGAUUUGACCUCCCUAAUUCAGGUCACAGAUAUCGACGUCAUGAGUGGGCAGUCCGAGUCAGCUCUGCACCUGAAGACCCAAAUCCACCAGCUGGUGGGGAGAAAUGAAGAGCUGAGGCUGGAACUGAAAUCUGCACGAGAGGAGGCCACCAGCAGCUUCAGUCAGCUCGCCGCAGCCAAAGAGAAGGUGGGUCCACAGUGGGGUUUCUCAAGACCAGAUCUCUGGAUUGUAUCCCUGUUAGCCUUUGGAUAGAGCUGGCAGGGAGGACAGGAGGGGAAACGCCCAAUCACCCACUCACCCCUUAAACCUCAGCAGCUUACAUGCACACGCCCGCUCAGACAUCCGUGUGCUGAAUAGCUUAGUUUAGCUUUCAUCUUUAAGUGCGAGUAAUUACCCCAGAAGCAGCAAUUAAACUUUAGCGACAGGAAGGGCAAUUUGAAUUAGAUUUUUUAUCCCCCUGAGUCUGUAAGGCAAAACCAAAGUGGUCCAGAGCCAAUCAGUUUGAGCUGCUUGCAGAGGCAGCGCGAGGACAGAGGGGUGGAUGGGGGACGUCUCUUUACUACUUCUAAAUACCAACAUGAAUUGAUUUUUAACUGGAAAAGUGUGAAGUCACAUUUUUGGUUAUUCAGGGACGGCUUUGUGUCAACUUUCUCACUUUUUUCAGUGAACUUAAAAUACCAAGUUUUCACUAGACCUGUUUUUAUGGAGGAAGAAACACAGCCUGAAUUUUCUCAGGUUCUCAUGAAAAUAAGAAUGACUGGAGCAUUUCUUCAAACAAAAUUCUUUUCACUUUUGUGCUUAAAAAAAAAUUUGCAAUAAAAUGUUAAAGAGAAACCAAAGUCUUCCGGUGAUACGGCUCGUAACUUUGUGUCUUUGACCUAUUUUUUGAAAAGGAGAAAAGCCUCACCACACAUUUUAAAUCCUCCUAGUGUCCUCAUUUGUCCAUUUUUAUCUAUCUGGUCAUUUGUCAUUAACACAAUCACAGUCAGAUAGACCCAGAAAGUAGAGCCAGGUAACAGUUUACAAGUUUUUAAUCGGUCCAAAGUCAGUAACAGGGGGUCAGUCAGAAUUAGGCAGAGGGACAAAAACGGGAGGCAAAAACUCAGAAUCCAAUAAACUAAAUCACAGGUCAGGAACACGAGGAAUAAACACUUGAAAGUAACACACACAGGAUAAUGAGAUGAUCUCCAACAGACUGAGUGGUGAGAGGAGUAUAAAUACACAAGGACAGAGACUUAAUGGUAAACAGGUGGGAGAUGGGCUUCAGCCUGAGAGGAGCACAUACAAGGGUGGGGACCGGACGUAAAUCUAGAAGACAAAGAAGAAGAAUUAGACAUUUCAAAAUAAAACAGGAAAUAAACAGACAUGAUACAGAAGGAAAGGAAAAGGGGAACUGAAAGGGAUAUUGUGGCUAAAAUCAAGUUAUGGUCAAACACGUCUUAACACUGAGUUAGAGACUCCCUCAAGAGAUGAAUGUUGCAGACCACUUGCUUCUCUCGUUAUACCAACUUUUGUAACAACCGCACAAUAACAAUACACAGCCACAAAUAAUGCUCAGAACAGCACCUAACUUCAUCAACAGUACAUAAAGGGUCCCAGCCAUAGUGCUAGUCAUCAAACAUCUUUUUAGCUUUGCCUGAUUUCUUUAGCAAAGAGACUAAACACAACUCACCCACUCUCCUCCAGCAGGGGCUUAUUUGUGGUGGAGCCCUGACGAGUCGAUCACCAAGUGUAGGGGAUCAUUUCCUUGAAGUAAUUAUCAUUACAAUAAUCAUUUCGCACUGCAGACGCGGUAGUUCGUCUGCUUUAGCAUCUCGGUCUGAUUGCAUUUCCAUGAAGUAAAAAUCAUAAGUGUUCUUCCUUGAGCUGCGAAACUCCGCUGCACUCAGUGAUGGACUCAUCAGGGCUCCCCCACAAACAAGUGGCUGCUGGAGGAGAGUAGGUGAGUUGUGUUUAGUCUCUUUGCUAAAGAAAUCAGGCAAAGCUGAAGAUGUUUGGUGGCAAGUACUAUGGCUGGUACCCUUUAUGUACUGUUGAUGAAGUUAGGUGCUGUUCUGAGCAUUAUUUGUGGCUAUAGAGUGGCUUUUUGGUUGAGGUUUGCGUGUGGAGACAUAGACCGCUGUGUAUUGCUAUCGUGCGGUCGUUACUAAAGUUGGUAUAACUAGAGAAGCAAGCAGUUGGCAACAUUCAUCUCUCUCGGGGGUCUAACUCGGUGUUACGGUGUGUUUGACCAUAACUUAAAUUUACGCCAGAAUAUCCCUUUAAGCAUCUUCAAUCAUGUCGUUGGUGGUCUUGUUUGCUUUUUGAUACCAUAGAAAAGCAUUAAUAUAAUUUUCAGUCUAAUAAACUUCCUCACAGGAGCUUUAGAUCUUGGAAAGUUAAGAUUUCGUUGCAUGACAAAAAACAUUUACACUAAAACUCACAUAUGCUGCUGGAUUUCAUAGGCCAAGAAAUUCAGCUAAAUGAUAUACUUGUUUUGCUGUAUGCAGAGGACACUGAUGAUGAAAUAUGAUGAGAGACAAAAAGGUUAAGAGUGCACCAAAAGUUGAUAUAAAUGAAUAAAAAUGAGCUCCAUGUACCGAGACUUGAGACUUCACUGUGGUGGUCUUGGUUUUGAUACAGACCAUGGCCCUUUUCAGCAUGUCAUCAGGUCUCUCCCCUCCCAACAUUUCCUGUCUCUCUAAAUUGUCCUGUCAAAGAACAGAAAAAUAACCCAGGGGAUACAUUUUAACUGGCAGAGAUGAAAAGAAAAUACAAUCAUUGAAUUUAGUUGAAUAACUCAGCAGGUCUGAGGACCCACAUCCUCUGAUUUAUUGUCCCAAAAUGAAGGACUGUGAUGACAAAAGAAUGAGCUCUUGAUUACAGCCUUGAAUCUAAAAGGGAAAUGGAUCUGCUGCCGCAAACAUCUUUCCUAUCAUUUUGAGCUAUCUGCUGCAGCUUGGAGCCAGACCUCCAAAAAAGAUGGAGUCGUGCGAAAGGUUGAUAAACAGAUUUUGACGAUUUGCUGUUCAUUAAAGCCUUGUCUUUCAUUGAAAAUGUGCAAAUAAGUAAAUAUCAACCUCUGAAACUGAAAACUUUCAUUUCAAAACUUGUUGGACUUGGACACAUUCAUCUUUGUGUUGCAUCACCUAUCCUUCCAACAACACUGCAAACGUUUGGGAAACAAGGGGACCAGUUUUGGACUUUUGACAGCUAAAUGUUGCCCCAUUCUUUACCGAUAUAUACAUUUCAGCUGCCCAACUUGUUUGUUUAUCUCGUGAUAAACAGAAUGUUCUCACUCUGUGACAAAUUAAGACUGUCGGCAGGCCAGUUUAGCACCCAAAUACUUCGACCGCAGAGCCACAACUGUUGUAACAUUUGCUGAAUGUGGUUUGGCAUUGUCUCGCUGAAAUAUGCAAGGUCACUACGGCAGCUCUAAAUGUUGCUCCAAAACCUGCAGAUAUGAACACUGCUAUCCCAAAUGUAAAAAUGGAUGCUGACUUAAUAAACUCUGAAUAAACUCUGGGUGCUAGUGUUGUUUUUUUUGAAGCAGAAUCAUCAGAGGCUCCAAAACCAGCGGGCGAAAUUGGAUUUUAAUGCUUUUCUGUUUUUCUUCGCCUGACAGGUGAGCCAACUGGAAGGUGAGCUGGAGCUGUUGAGGAAAUCCAGCAGCGGUGGAGUGGUCUUCAGACCUCUGACCCUCCCUGAGGGCCUGGAGCCCAGCAGCACUGAGGUCAUCAGCUCUCUGAAUGAGUACUGUGUCCGACUUCUUCAGGUCAGUGCCUCUGUCCGCUUCAGAACUGCUGAAAAAUCUACAUUAUCUCUUAAAAGAAGACUUAACUCUUUUAAUCCUUUAAUUUACAGGAGCUGAAAAUGAAGGAGGAACAAAGCAAGAAACUGGUAGUAACACUGGAGGAGUACAAAGAGAAGUUUUCUGUCAUUAGCCACCAACAAGGACUCCUCUAUAAGGAAUACCUCAGGUUGGUUUCUGAGGGAGUUUAUUUUCUGUGGAUUUUAUUUGAUAGCCGUUUAUAAUUUAUAACUGGCUUGGUUUUCUUUCUUCUCUCUCAGUGAGAAGGAGGAGUGGCAGAAGACGAAGGAGACAUUAGCAGAAAAAAACAACAAGCUGGAGGAGCAACAGGUGGUGGACGCUGUUCAAAUCCAAGAAUUUAAAGUAAGAUUUUAUAAGUUAUUUCUUCUUAAAUGCUGCAGCAUAAAGUUGUACUUUACAACGCACUCAACACUCAACCCCACACACGCAGACACGUCAGGGCUCUGACAUGGUUGGAUGAUCAGAACCAGCCAUGUCUGACUAGAUUAGCCACAAAAUAAAUCUCACAAAAACUCCCUGUUUUUUUUUAUGUCUGUGAAAUAUUCUCGGUAUCAUUAAAUGUUGCGCACACAUGAGGAAAACAGACUUCUCACUCUGUCCGGCUGUUUAAAAUAUGAUUGAGACUCUCCUGUAUAUUAAACGCAGACUGUCUCGAAGCCAGAAAGCCCUGCUGUUUAACGUUUGUGUCCACACAUGUUUUGUGAGGUCCAACAUCUGCCUCUGUUGUGCUUUUUAAAAUGGCUGAGCGAAGAACAGAGCAUUAGUCACAAAACAACAAGUCACAAUUCAAAUGAAAUCCGCCUUUGCUUCUCCCUCGCAUUUCAUCUCCUGUUGAGUUUUAUUCUCUUAAAAGUUUUAUUUAAUCUUUACCAUCUUCCACAUUCUUGUAAGGAACUGCUUGCAACCCUCCAGAAGGACCCGGAGGAAAUGAAGAGGCAACUGAGUGAGGCCUUGCGUGUACUGACAGUGCUGAAGGUCAAUGAGAAGAAGCUGACACGCCGCUACAUCACCCUGCAGGAGCAGGAACAUCUCCUCCGCAAAGAGAACAACAAGCUACGGGAUGAGAGCAGCCAAAUGCAAGCCUCUGUCACUCAGAGGAUGGGAUACCUGCAGAGAUUCAAGGUAACGAAACAGGAAGUUCAUUUUCGUCUUUUUGAGUAGAAAUGUUAAGGUUACACUAAAAAAUAAUGAUGCAUUAUGGGAAAACAGCAUUACUUAAAGCUAACACUUUUGAUUUUAUGCUCUUGAGGAUGUUAAAAAUGAAAAAAAAAAAAAAAAGCCUUAUCAGAAGUCAAAUAUGAAGUACCAGUGACAGUCUACCUGAAAAAGAUCAGCCUGGAAAGAAUCAACCAAAGAAAUUCUCGGUCGACUAAAACCCUGAAACUUUCGACCAAAAAUCGACUAAUAUUGGUCGAGUCGGGGAUUUUCUGAACCUGACGGAAAACACUUCUGCAGCAGGGGACAACGCGGCUCGACGUGGCAAAAAAAUACAGAUAUCAGCACAAGAAGGAAAUAAAACACAAAAGGCUAAAAUAAAAAUAUUCAGUUAAUCACCGGACGUUGAUUAACGUGGACGCUCUUCAAUCUUCCCAUAUCCAGCCGGUCUCCAGUGGGUUUGGCGAAUCCAAAUUGGUGAAAACAAGGGGGGUGUUCUGAGACAGGCUGUUACCUGUGAAACAGGGAUGCUCUGAAAACACUCCGAUUAGCACUUGGUACGUUCCUGCCGAUGAAAUUAACCAUAGACUGUAAGUUGAUGCGGAAAAAAUCGAGUCGACCAAUCAGAAUUUUGGUCAACUCAGCACCUACCGACCAACAAGUCGACCAUUCAGCUAUGACUUUAGAGCACCAAAGAAUAGUGUUUCUUGGCUGACUCAUUUUUAUUUCCUAUUCUAAAGUAAGAUUUAUUUAGCACUCUCACAGCGCAUGGUUGUAAAGUCUCUCACAAAAUAUCUGCCUCCAGCUUUCCAUUGUUUGGCAAAGUUCAAAGUAAAACUGUUAUUAGAAUGCCAACUUCAGCUGUUAUUUUACAACAGUUCAUGAGUUUUGAAAUACGAUGUUACGACAUGAAAUAUUGCCUUUUAUCCCAGAGCACCAUAGAUUGUCUUUCACAAUUCCUGAUGAAUCAAGGAUCAGCCAAAUAGAAAUGUUUGCCCUGAACCUCAUCUAAACUCUCAGUUCUGGUAAAUUUGUGGCCUUUUGGUGACAUUAGUUUUUGCUCUGUCCCAAGGACAUGGCUGCAUAUAAGGUGGCAGCACUGCAGAAGGCCCUGGAUGACAGCGUGCCUUCAUCAGACCUGGAGAAGGCCAACAAACAGUACACCGAGCUCACAGUCAAGUACAGGGACAUGCUGCAAAGAGACAGCCGCCUGAUUCAAAGAACCACCAACCUUGAACAUCUGGAGGUAUGAAGACACAUCAGCCAUCCAAAUCUAUCUCACUUAACCUCCAGGAGCAGCGCUUUUUUUAUCAUGUUUGACGAAACAUAUAGUAACUUCCUUAUUGUUCCCUCUGUUUCAGAACGAGAAUGAGUCUCUGCGUGAGCAAAUUUCUGCCUUGAAUAAAGAACUGGAAAUCGCAAAGGAGAAACUGAACACUUUAGAGCAAGCAUGGGACAACAUCAACACUAAUGGUGAGCAACAACAACAAGCCACUACAAUGCUUUCUUUUAAGACUGUAUCGACCAAAAAAGCAAUUUCAUUUUGCAGGAGAGAGGACUUAAAGUAUCGCUGACUUAAUGUUCCUGAAGCUUCUUUAUGCCAAAGUUUGUUCCACACAUUUUUUAUAAUCCAAGUAAUCCUACAUUUGCAAAAAAAAAAAGGAUGUUCUACCUGAGGAAUCGUUUUGUAUGCGAUUUGUCCCUCUGAAGGCAACCACAGGUGAAGCCAUCAGUCUGUUUUCUUCCAUGGGGUCGGUCUGUGGUGGCAAUAGGCUAAGCAAGCUGCCCCGCAUAUCCCUCUCCUCAGCUCCUACUGGGAAUAUGUCCUCCCCAGAUCACAAACUAGUUAUACCCCAGACUCCCCUCCCAGAAACCUCUGAAGUGGGGUGCAAGGGGGUAACCUGAUCAGGUACCGCAACCACCUAAUCUGGCUUCUUUCAAUUUGAAGGGAUAACCGCUGCCCUCUGUUCCCUCUGGAUGUCUCAGCUCCUGGCUAAAGUCUUCUGUUAACUUUCUCAUACUAGACUACAGUGACAGUACGAACACAAAGACUAAUCACAGUGCAGCAUGAUAACUGAGUCCAGUAUUUUCAGAGGGGAUGAGGUAGCAUGCAUGUAAAGCCUAUCGUCAUAGUCAAUUACUGAAAAAAAGGUUGCCUGGACAGGUUAAGGAAUAAAAAACAGCAUCUAUUUGAAGUUUAUAUGUUAGAUUCACGACAUAUAAGUCAGGACAGAUACAAUCACCCUCUGUUUUUAUUAUUAUAAUCUGACAUUCAUCUUUUACUGUCCUCUUUGACCUUGAGAAGUGCAUCAUUUCAGCCUAAUAGACAUUUAAAACCUGCAUUAAUUGACAAAGAUUAAAAAGCAGCGGAUGACCACAAGGUGGAUAGAAUCAAAUCGUCUGCAUAAAAAUGAACCUUUUCCAUGCGUAGGUUUAUAACAUAAUUAAACACUAUAAAUAAAAUGGGACCCAAAGUUGACCCUUGUGGGACACCAAGCUACAAACUCUCCAUCGACUUCAUAACAGCCAACUUGUUAAACGAUGUCUACGCUGCCAAAAAACUCAGUCAGUGCUCAGUAUGUUUCAUAUCAAACAGCGUUACUUGAACUUGAGUAGAUUUUCAUGCUGGUAGUUUUUGCUUGAGUGGAGUAUUGUAGUACUCCUGGAAGAUAUAGGGUUCAUGUUUAAAAAAAUCUGGGAAUUUCCCACAAAGUCACUUUCAAAUUGAAGUUAUGGCUUCCAUUAUCAACCUUAUUGUUUCUAGCUUUUAUACUAAACGCUUUUCCUCUGAUGGAUUUACUGUCUUGAGCUGGUUCCAUGCAGUUUUGUAAUACAGUGUAAUACUGACAGUUCAAUAACAACAUGAUAAAUCAAAUUGCAAAAUCUAGAGGAUGAACUGAAGAUAUGUCUGGUCGUGAUUGAGCUCAAAGGGUUAAUCCUCAUUUAUAACCUCUUCUCCGUACAUCAAUAUCGCCAUCUCAUUCUGUGUUCAUAAAAGGAGGUGAGAACAGCAUGGACAAGGCGGACAAGGCUUUGGCCAACAACGAGAUGGUGUCAGCUGCCAGGCGCAUCACGACUCUGGAGAUGAAGGAGCUGAACGAGAGGCAGAGAGCCGAGCACGCUCACAGAAUGUAUGAACAAAUGAAGAACUCCCUCAGGCAGGUGGAGGAUCGCAACGCAGAACUGGAGUCCAAGUUUGCAGAGGUAGGAAGCCAAGGAAAGCAGUGGGUGAGGUUUUUCUUCGAUGCCGCAGACGUUUGCCAUCGCUCGUGGCACUCAUGGUGGUUGUUUGUUUUUAGUGGUGUCCCAGUUGUAAAGCUUAAUCACUCACCAGCCAGGGAAACAGUAAGACCUUUUUUAUACAGUAUUUGACGGCCACAUGAUAGGAAUGUAACUAUUUCCUUUAACAUACGAUAUGAAUGUAAAUUUAUUGCAGCUGCCACAUUAUCAGAUUUUCGCCUCACAUAAUAAUCCAUGAUGCUACUGUUGCAAUAUUAUGUCAAAAUCAGUGCUUUCAGUCAGUGUGAGGAAAGGCAACACUUUACUUCAUAAACUUUACUAAUGAACACAACCGACAUUCUUAUGUCUUUUUCAAAUCCCAAUCCCGGGAAUUUAAAGGAAUAUUCUGAUGUAGAAUUAAGUUAGGGUCAAACACACUUGAACACCUAGUUAGACAGCCACUCCAUAGUCACAAAUAAUGUUCAGAACAGCACCUAACUUCAUCAACAGACUAUGGGUCCCAGCCACAUUACGAGCCACCAAACAUCUUGAGGUUGGGUUGAGGUUGUAUUGCUAUCGUACGGUCGUUACUAAGGUUGGUAUAGCUAGAGAAGCAAGAGAUAGGCAACAUUCAUCUCUCGGGGGAGUGUCUAACUCUGUGUUAUGGUGUGUUUGACCCUAACUUAAUUUUUCGCCGGAAUAUCCCUUUAAGAAUGGCUGCAGAAGGAGAGACCAUAAUCGACUUAAAUUUAGGGUGGCUACAGCGAACACACAGCCCCUUUGGCAUCAUCUGAGAAACAGCCAGUCACAGCUGAUCAGAUGAUCUGAGAGCUCUGGGAAGAGGAUGGAGAAGUUCAGAGAUAAAGUGUGGGGAGAGGCCAUGUAAAGCUUACAAAACAAACAAAAGGACCCUCUGUUUUACUGUCUUUGAGCUGAAGUGAGUUAUACACCAUCCACUGUUUGACAUCGAGGAGGCAACUGAGGAAGAAUUAAUUGGGUAUCAUCAAAUACUGUGAUUUUGACAACCAUGGAGGGAGCAUGUACAGGGCCUAAAACGGGGCCUUAAGGCACACCACAUGUAAUGGAGGCAGACACAAAAGCCUCUGUCUGUUUAGUACGACGUAAGAGCAACAUGAUGUUUGCGAUAGUUUAAGAGAAUUAAACUAUCAAGAUUAAUAAUAACCAGGGUCGAGGAAUAACGGGAGGUCAUUGAAGCAUUCAAGCAGAGCUGAAUCUGUGCUGUGACGUGCCCUGAAACCAGACUGAAAAUUGUCCAUGACAGUAUAGUCUUCAAGGAAUGACAGUCACUGAUAAAAGACUGAUUUUCAUCAGCGGCAAUAUCAAAAUGGGUCAGUAAUUAUUCAGAACCAUGGAUCAAGGGUCGGCUUCUUUUGCUGAUUCUCACUGUUUCUCUAGAGGACUUGUAUCCAAAGAAUCCAUUUAAGUGGUUAAACCUGUGUUUUCCUUCAGCUCACCAAAAUGAAUGUGGAGGCCCAGAAGAUGGAGAGGGAGCUGAGAGACGAGUUGGCAGAUAGCGUCAGUAAAGCUGUGAGUGAUGCUGACAGAGCCAGGAUCAGAGAGCUGGAGAGAGCCGAGGCUGAGCUCCGCUUUGAGGUUUCCAGGUAUGUGUGUAUAUGUACGCAUACUUUUUAUUAGCCUUAGAUAAAAGUAUCCAAGUCUUGAUGAAACUCAAAUUAUAAUCCUGGAGUGAAAAUCCGUCUCUGUUAUGCACAAGAUUCUGCUUUGAUUUUCUCUGCUGCUUGUGAGCGGUGAAACACACUGAUGCAUUGAUGCUUAUUAUUUUCUUAUAGAAGCAUAAAAGUCCAUUUUACUCUUAAAAUGUGAUUUCAGAGAUUAGUAGAUGUAUUUUUUACAUUUGCUUAUACACUUCUGUGUUUGUGCUCAGGCUUCAAGAGGUCUCCGAUGUGGCCAUUAUGCAGGUGACGGCUCUGCAGGCUAGACAACAGUCUAAAGAGAAGGAGUUUGAGGCUUUGAGGAGACAACUAAUGGACUUUCAGGUAAUAAGGUUUUUAAUAGUACUGAUACAUAAUUAGGGGUUAACUGUUUCCCUUUUCUCUGAACUCUAAAUUUACGAACGACAUUCAUGCUCUCAUCUCCACUUUCAAUUCCAAGAUCUUCUGUAUUACUUCACAGUGUCAUCGUACUCAGACCCAUGUUUUGUCAGUUUGAGCCAUUAUUAGAAUGAGAGGUGUGUUCACUAACAGUAACAGAGCAUUGGCGCAGUGGAGAUGGUCGACUCCUACAAGUACUUGAGGUCAGUGAUUGAUAAAAACCUGACUCAUGACCUCAACAACCUGCUAGAGGGGCCUGCAAAGACGGACUAAAAUCUCUCAGUGUUGAUAAGACCUUAAUGUUUUUAUUCCAAAGAUCUUUUAUUGAGUCAGUUUUAACCUUUUGCUUAAUUGUAUAUUACGGAAACUUGUCUGUCGAAAACAAGACUUAUCUGUCCUAAAGGAUAAUCAGCAUGCGCAGCUCUCUCUCUCAGACGUCUUUGACAGAAGAGAAGACACGGUCAAUUCUGUCCAGCUCCGAUCACCCUCUGUGAGAGGGAUUUAUUCCUCACUCAUUUAUCUCUUAUACCCCGUGUGCAAUCAAUGCAAUCAAUUUGCAACUUUCGUAACCGCCCUGCUCUGGUGGUACAUUAUAAGUUAAUGACAGUUCUUACUCUCCUUCACUUCCAUUCCUAUACUCGAUAUUUUUCUCAAUUCUUUCACUCUCUUGUCUCCAUUUUUAUUUGGUCUGGGGUUGUCCCUGUCAAGUUGGUUUGUCUUGUUCACUGCAAUGUUGUUCUGUGCCUACAUUUAUUUAUUGUUGCUGUCAUGUUAAUUCUACUGCCACUACAAAUCAAACCUCCCCUGAAGGGACGAUAAAAGCCCCAAACUGAACUGAACUGAACUUGAAAUACUGUGAUUUUGAGGAAAACAACCUCUAUUUAAAUACUGAUAAAAAAUGAAUGGAACAAGUUAGAAUAAAAUGAGUUCCUUCUUAUGAAAACUGAAGCCUUUUACUUUUCUUUGAAACCUUUAUUGAGAACAUUUACAUUAGCCAAAAUUUUUUGAGGGCUUGAAAAUUCCCUAGAUGAGGUCAAAAAGUGGCAAAUUUUUUACUCAACGCUGGCGGGGAAAGAGUUAAAAGUUUGGGUCUUUGUUGUUUUCUUCCAUCUUCUUGUGGUCUGUCUCCUUUCAUACACACUUCUCCUCUCUGCCUCCCAGAUUAUCUCUAUCAGUCAACUUUAGGCUUACCCGUGCACUCUGAACUGGAUUACUGUAGUUUAAUUACAUCACAAGCAUGAAGUAUUUUCAUUUUUGAGUCGGAGUGCGUAAACUGGUACCUGUGCUGCAAUCGUGUUUCACUUCUGUUACGCAUUACAAGUCAAUCACGGGGCAAAAUCUGUUUAAAAUAAGUUUUUACAAGUGAGUAUGUGUUCAGAGAUUAACUGGAUUGAGUAACACAAGUUAAUCUGUAACAUUCGAGCGGCAUGAGGUAUAGUAAUGCUGAAUAAACUCAGAGGAAUCCAAACUCCGGAAGAGAAAGAAAUGAACUGAUGUCAAGAUUCAAAUUCAGGAGACUCAGAUAAAGAGUUUCAAAAUUAUUGUAUUAGAAAAUUAAAACACACAAAUUAAAUAAUCACAACAACCAAAUAUGACAAGGAGUGCUUUUGUUCUCAAAAGAAAGUCAACGAGGGGCGCGCAGAUGGCCGAGCGGGUUUGCGCGCCCCAUGUAUGGGGACCAUGGACCACACAGCGUUCACGGGUUUGAGUCCAGCCCCAACCAUGUGCUGCAUGUCCACCCCCUUCUCUCUGUCUCCUCACAUUUCACCCUAUCCUAUCAAUAAAAUGCAAAAAUUGCCCUGAAACAAAAUACUUGGAAAAAAUAUUAAUCUGUUCAUUUUGUGACCUGGGUUACAUUUGUAAACAGUAUUUUCCUCACACUCUCAUUUCUUUCCUUUAGUCUCAGUCCGAGGAGAAGGCCCUCAUUGCAAAGCUCCACCAGCACAUCGUGGCUCUGCAGAUCAGCGAGGCCACCGCCUUAUCCAAACUGGAGAACGCCACCUCUCGCAUUCACCAGCUGGAUGCUUACAAGCUUCGCGCUGAGCAGCGGCUGGAUGCCAGCGAGUCCGCCCUGUUCCUCACUCGCCAGGAGGGCAGGAACCGCUCUAAGCACCUACGGCAGACAAUCCAGUCUCUACGCAGGCAGUUUGCAGGAGCGCUGCCUCUUCCCCAGCAGGAAAAGUUCUCUGUGACUAUGAUGAGUCUCCUGGAGGACAAGGCAAAAGCUCAGGAGGAGAAGAAGAAGGCAGUGGAGGAGAGGAGGACGGCAGAGGGCAAGGCGGAAGAACUGGAACUGAGACUUCGAGGGCUGGAGGAGCUCAUAUCAACACUGAAAGAUGCAAAAGGGGCUCAGAAGGUUGUUCCUGUUUACUCAAAAACAUUUAAAGAAGUAGAAUGACUCAUCUUCAUUAGAAAAAAUGUAUCAUCAUUCAUGAACUGCAAAGUUUUACUUCUUCAAACAGGUCACCGAGUGGCACAAGAGGAUGGAGGAGGCACGUCUGCAGGAGCUGAGGAAAGGCAGGGAGCUGAAUGUCCAGAAAGAGGAGAUCAGGUACCUCAAGAACUUAGUGGAGGAGCAGGAGAGAGCCAUCCGCUUUCUGGAGGAGGAGAGUGUGCAGCAAAACACGGUACGGGAAAAUUCUUGGAAACACAAAUGAACAAUUUCUGUUUCUUUGGUUUCAAAUGAAUAAACAAAAACUUGAUGCAAAAGAGCAAACCCUAAUUUUGACAAGGGUACAUCCUUUGAGGUGACGGCUAUGGUAUUGUCUCUCUUUUUCUCCACAAGCUUCAAGACGAACGCCAGCUGGCGUGGGAUCAACGAGAGGUGGAACUGGAGCGCCAACUGGAUCAGUACGAGAAGCACCAGAACGAGAUUCUGAGCAGUGCUGAGAAGGUGAAAGUCUCUGAAACCAUUAAGGAUGAAACUGUAUACAUAAUAGACAGUAACCCCAGUUUAAACAUCUGUUUUUUAACUCUAAAAAAAAUGCUUGACUUACAAACUACCAUCUGAUUUUCAGUUUGAUGAUGGUACCGGGUCUCUACCAGACCCGAGUCUUCCUGUUGCUCAUCAGUUAGAGUUUGCUCUGGGUAAAAUCAAACAGCAUGUCCGAACCAUCUUGAACAUACAGGCUACCAGCAAACACUUGGACGAGGUAUAAUGUUCAGUUCAAACAUUCAUUUCUCAUCAAACAAAUGCAAAGCAUAUUGAUUUAAAUCUCUUCAUAUGCAGAAGUUGAAAGAGAAAGAAGAAGCUCUGUGGAAGGCAGAACAGAACAUCCUGUCCAGAGACAAGGUGAUCAAUGAGCUGCGUCUCCGGCUCCCAGCGGCUGCCAGCAGAGAACGCCUGCUAGCUGUCGUUUCCAAAGACGAUGAGGCGUACUCGGACAUCAAGCCGGCCCUGAAGCUGGCUCAUCAGACCAUCAAAGAUCUCCAGUGUCGGCUCGACAGAAAAGAAGAGAUGGUGAAGAAAUACCAGAAUCAGUUGUCUCAGGCCAGACAGGUACAGUGAUACACGGAAAAAUACUCUGUUUGACUCUCAGGGAAGUGCUGUUACUCCACUUUGACUGGAAUGCAAAUCAUUAAGUGCAAAGCCAACAUGUCAAAGUGGAAGUUUAAAAUGUUUCUGUUUUAUGAAAAUUUUACGUCUCUUUGAAAUUUGAUGCAAUUGAUGAAAUUGAAAAACACUUGGAGGAACAUCUAUCAACGAAUGCCAUAAAUCUGUGAGCCUGAGUGAGCAAAAAGUUUAGAAUAAUGUUUGUCAAUGUCACAGAUUUCAUCAUCUACAGCACAUCAAAUCCAGAGAAAUCUCUGCACAGCAAGGCCGAGCAGCUAACGGAUACCAAGUGGCUCUAAUGUUCAAGCUCCCCGGGGGAACUGUAUUAAAACAGUUAUGACUUUGUAGUGGUAAUCACUACAUGGACUCAAAAUCACAUUCAAAACCCAUUGUCUGUGACCACAUUUCAUCGCUGCAUCUGCAAAUGUACAAUACAAACUUUGAAUUAUGCACAGUUAAAAACUGUCCUUUUGGAUCCUUUAUUCAAAGUGCAGGGUCGCUCAGCUUUCAAAGGUAUCCCUGAUUGUAUUAGGAUACAUCACAUACCCAUGGCAUAUGUAGCUUGCACAUUUAAUGUCUGACAACAUAUUUACUUACGAACUGACUGAGCACUGAUUGGUGGUACACAUACGUAUCAUCAAGCAUAUGCACAGAAAAAACAGAUCAAUAAAAAUAUACAUACAACCAAAUCACAAGCCGAGACCAAACAACAUGGACGACAUGACUUAACUGAGACCCAUUAUAACAGUACAGAUGGUGGCUGUGCAGGUAUGUUCAAGACAAACUGGUGCAAAAGGAGGUAAUAAUAAAAGUGUGUCAAAGUGCUGAUGUAUUGCACAUGAUGGAAAAAGUGCAAUGUGGACUGCACAUUUGCCCCAGGCCUUCUAAUGUAACAUGCUAAUGUAAUAUAAUAAUAAUAAUACUUUUAUUUAUAUAUUAUGUGAUUGCACUAUAGCCUUACUGCACAAAAUUAGCACCAACAGACUUAUUAUUGCUUGUACCACUGGACAAGGGUAGCAUACAAAGAUGUGUUUACAUACAGUAUUCAAUAUUGCCCUACAUUUGCAAACAUAGAUAGUAGAUCCGUGUGUUUGCACAUGACUGAAGUGAAUGUUUUAACUUUUAAACAGGCGCCUGUUUUGAAACAACUGUCUGCCUUCAAAUUUAGAUUCAGUCCAUAUCGUUAAUAAAACUGUCCAAAUUCUGUUUCUACAUUUAAUACGUUGUCUUUGCAUCGUAUUCAGUCAAAUAUGAUUUUUUAAACCAUCAAAUCCUGUUCAACUGAAUAUUUUACAAGGUGUUGCAACUCUGUUUGAACUAGACUUGUAUUUAAAAAACAGGCGAGGACAUGAAAAUAAAUGACAAAGCUUGAAAGGGGAUUUUAGACUUGCCACUGACAGCUCGGGCCAGAGGUCAUUUUUCUGUCUUUCUCAAGAAUGCCUGGAAAGUAUCAAGCCCGAGGAUUUGGGUGUAUCUCUCGAAAGGGAAGGAUAGUCAUAAUCCCUCAGUCAUUUUUGGCUCCUAAGAUUGGAUGGGAUAAUAUUUGUUUCCCAAAGUCAUAGGUCAUGGAACAUAACGUCCUGGAAAACAACGUGGGUGGAGUGGUAGUAUAAUGUAAGCAUUUAUGGUGAUAUUGUACGUGCUUCAACCUGAGCUGGUGUAUAAUGAAUAUCUAAAUGAGAAAAUUGUUUUUGAAAUGACAAAAAAUUCAUUCCAACAACUUAUCCACUAAACAUGUAGAGGGAGCAUCUUAAGCCAUUUGGACUUUUUGUUUGAUGGGGUUUGUGGAUUUCAAUCAAUCAAAAGUUCAGUAUCCUUUUUCGUUCUUCCUUAAGAACCUGUUUUCUCACUUGCUCUGCCAAGAAAUGCAGAGAAAAGAGAGAAUACUUAAAUAUCAGCGUCAUCCUCCUGAUUAAUGCUAAUAUGACCUCUGUUUUUCCAUGUUAGUUGCACAGUUGGAUAAAAUCAAUGACUUGACUGGAUAUUUGAGACAUACAACAUUGAUGUUUCUUUUUUUUUUUGUUUAAAUUCGUGUUUUUUUUGUUCUGAAGGAGCAAGAGGGGAUGAUAAAGAGACACCAGGAAGAGAUGAAAACGCUGCACCAGAAGUUGGACUUGUACACGGACAAAUCUUUGAACACAUUCAGAGAGACAGCAAAGGUAUGCAUGCAUGGAUGUCUGUCUCUGUGAACAGAUUUUUGUCUGUUCUUUGAAUUUUGGUCAUGAAAUCAUUUUUAUGUUUUGAAUGUUUCAUAGGCUGUUUGUGAAAGUACAUAUCACAUAUUAUAUGACAAAAAAAAAGCCAUUUCCAACACGUUUUUUUGAUGCCUGCUCCUUUUCUUUGAUCCAGAGUUUGCUGCAGAAGCCCACCCUCCAGAUACCGACCUCCAAGCACCUGGAGCGUGUGGCGGAGCUGGAGCAGGCGGUGGCCGAUCAGGACGUCUCGCUCUCCUCCGUCACAGAGAAGCUGCGUCGGGCCACCUCGGAGCUGGAGCGACAGAUGAUCGCCAUGGAAACACAGGCUAAGAGAUACACUGAGGAGAUUUCAAAGUGAUUAAACCUUUAUUAGACCAGAUUCCCCAUUGUUUGUUUUUCUGAGUUUGACCCUGCAGUCCCCUUUAAAGAGAAGAUAAGAGGAUAAUAAGAGGAGCUAAUCCUUUUAUGUCCCUUUAUUGACUUGUUAAAGUAACUCAUCAGCAGGGCUGCACGAUUAUGGCCGUUUUUUUUCUCUGACGACUAAAUUUUCAAUUUCAGUUCAAUUUCACCAGACUUCACUUUAAUAACUUUUUAUAUGAUCUCCAAAAACAAAACCUCUGAAAACAAUAUAGUGCAUACGCCAAACCAGUAAGUGGCACUGUAACGCUGCCGAGGAAAUGCACGAAAGACAGAAGACAAAGAGUACAGAGCACAGAGAUGAAAUGGUCGUUGUUUAUGGAUUUAUGCACUACAGUCACCCGUAACACCAUUUCCAUGUAGAUGAAACGCCGAUACGACAAAAACUUUUGUGUUCCCUCCUGAAUUCGAUUCCAUGUUGACGGGUUGAUACGGCCUUCAGACAUACUUUGCAGUGGGUAGCGGUUUGCUCUUCACCCGAAACUGCUGUUUCCACAUGACUGACUUGCUCUUGCCCUAUUUAGCCACGCAAUUAUCACCUUUUUUUUGCAAACACCAUGUUUGUUUACACUGGUGUGUGUGGGAACUGGGGGGCGUUCCCACAGGAAGGAAGAGCCUAAUGUGGCCUGGAGGCGUGAGACAUGAUAGAGAGGAAAAUCGAUUUGAUGAUUUUAGUCGUCAUAAUUAAAUAAUCAGAUUAUGAUUUAAAAUCGAUUAAUCGCUCAGCCCUACUCAUCAGUAUAAAGAUAAUGCAAAUAUUACAAUUGACAACUUUUUUUGUCAGUGUAUUUCAGUGCAACCCUAAAUCCUAACAGCUUGAAUUUAUUUUUUCCCCCUUGACUUCCAGGUGAGACCAGCUGAGAGCUGACUUGAUUCUAUUAUAGAUCAGCUGUAAUUAGGAUUAAUGUGAUUUUAUGCAUCUAGCAUCUCCAAAAAGGAGAGCAUAGACUGACUUGCAAACCCCACAAAAAAUGGUCCAAACAGCACAGUCUGGUGUGAAAUCAAAGGUAAAAAAGUCAGGAUGUGGCAAAAAAACAAAACAAGAAAAAAAACACAGGACAAAAAAAAAAGCUAAAGGAGAUAAAAACCAAUCGGAAAAAAAUUUGAUAAAGUUGAAGCAAUAAAAAGGCGAUAAAGGAAACAUAUCGCAAAGAACACUACGGACCCACUUUGUAUGAAAUAAAUCAAAACAUAAAAGAUGGUAAAAUGAUAGCCGGAUAUAGCAAUAAAAGGCAGGACAGAUCCGGAUCACACCACAUAAAAACAAGUCGAUAAAAAUGAAAUUUUAGGGGUAAUUAGAAAGCGUUUACUGAUUCUGUGAGCUGUUUCUCCUCGUGUGUUUUUCAUGCUUUUUCAGAUUUGAAGGCUUGAUCAAACUGACGACUUUGGUAGACUUUCUCUAUGUUCCUCAAGGAUGUGAUAGGAAAGACUCCCUUUAGGCUUUUACAGGCCUGUUAAUAAGCCAGUCUAACCAUUUCAUCCAAAAAGAAGCAAACACUGAACAAAGUGAUCCCAAAACUCCAGCAGCAACAACUUCAGCAGUCUCAGGUUCUGGUCUUCUUAGUUCUCAGCACUGAGGAUGCUAAUACUACCCCCCUUUUUCACCCCUAAUGGCCCCAUAAACGAGGUGAGAGAUGAGCCACCCCAUCACAAGGGUUAUCAAGUGAGCACCUCCCUUCACCUGUGUUUUGUCAGCCUGGGCCCAUUUCAUCCUGAGGAGGCUUGACAGUUGGCUCUGGCAUCACAGAGCCACCCUCCUCCAGGCUCAUUUUCACAGUCCACAUGCAGAACCUAUUUCAAUGAUUGCAACUUUGCAGAUCAUAUAUCCACCGUAAAAGAAAAUACUCUGACCUUCUCUUUGGCCUCAACUAGGCUCAUUUCUCUUCAUCACUUUGUUUUUUAACUGCUACUUCUAACAUCCCACCUUUUACAAAUAGUCCCAGUUUGAGCCCAACUUCUUCGCCAAUUGCUGUUCAGCUUCUCCUGACAAAUACGUACAAACUGUCCUCCCAGAUCUACCCACAUUAACUCUCUAUAGGUGGCCGAUCUGGAGACUUGUGAAACUGCGCUCUCCUGUGGAUUCACGCUGCCACACCAGCUGAUCAGAGCACGUUCAUGUACAUAGGUGUCUCUAACUGACCCACCCCAGCUGUAAUCCCAAGAUAAAUGCGGGGUGUUAAAUGUACAGACCUAAUGCAACUGUGGAGCAGUUGGUUAAUGGGGAUCUCAGCCAGGAUUACACCUUAUGUGUGAAAAGCCCUAUACAAUGUCCAGGUCAGAGAGCUCAGGUCAAUGUCAUUGUCAGGUUAGACUUGGGCUGCAGGUGCAAAGCCUGGGCAAGUUCCUGAUUUGAAAUUCACAAAACAAAAACAUGCAACAUUCAUGCAGUUUUCUAAGGGAUUUUGUGGAUUGGGAUCUGAUCAUUUCUGUACUUUUGCAUGACUAUAAAAUGAGCUGGGUUGAUACCAUCUGACAGAGUGGAAUAAGUUGGUUUCAACAUCCUUAAAGCCACUUAGGGGGUAAUUAAAGGAAACUGGAUGUAAUGGGUUUAAAAGUUUAAUAAAAAAGAAGCUCCAGCAAAGCAGAUUGUACAGGGCUUCGAAGAGUUCAAUAGUUCACUGGGACAUGGUGACAAACCCAGUGACCGGGAUGACUGGGAUGUUCGAAAACACUUGGGGGAAAAAACAAAGCAAUUUCUCAAUCAAUUCAGUUUCACAGUUUAAAAAGGUUAAAGCUGACGACUUCACCAAAACCUCCCAGAUAUAGAGCAUUAAAGUGAUGAUUAAAGCAUAGAUCUGCUGUGCAAUAAUGUAAGUGUAUAAAUUUCAUUGCAUUUACUCAAAAGUAAAAAUAGUAAAAGUGCAAUAUUCCCCUGACAAAUCUUUAGGUAUUUUAAACGUUUUCAGCAUCUUUUGUGUUGCUGCUCUGUAUUUUAUAAAGCUGACUUUAGUGGACAUGCACACCGAUGCUGGUGGACCUUCACUGUCCUGUACCUGUGCAAAAUAAACAUCUAUACUUUUCUACUCCACUCUAUAUCUUUCUAUUCUUUUUGAUUCUGUUCAAUUUCAUUCUGCUCUUUUCUUAUCUAUAUUCUAUUUUCUAUUCUAUCCAGUUCUAUAUCGUUCUAUUCUUAGAUUCCCUUCUUUUCUCUAUUUUAUUCUAUUCUUUUUUCUUUUCUGAUCUUUUCUGUUCUAUUCUCAGACAGCUGCUUUAUUCAGGUUUUAGUCUGUUUUUUUUUCUUCUAUUUAACUGGAGGAAAUUUUAUAUUUUUUAUUCUAUUCGAACUAUUCAACUUUUGUUUCUGUUUUAUUUCACUUCAUUCUGAUCAGGUCAGUUCUAUCUGCUUUCACUAGUUCAUUUUCUCCCUCACUCUGUCCCAUUUCGCUAUUUUCCGUUCUGUUUCACAUCAGUCAGUCAGUUCAGUUUGAUUUAAUUUGAUCCCCACUUCUUUGUCUGUUCAUUUUUGUUUGUCUCCUUUUUCUGUUUUAUUUUCUUAUAUCCUUGUUUGUUUAGUGUGAUCUGAACACGUGUUCUUGGUGUAUUUUUAAUCAAAUGUUCUUUUUCAGUUGGUUUAAUACUACUCUCUCUAUUCUUCUUUUCUUUUCUAUUUGAUUUUAUUCUAAUCUGUUCUAUUCUGUUACAUUGCUUUUAAUUCUUUCUAUUGUUUUUUAUUAUAUUCUUCUCUAUUUUGUUCUGAUCUAUUCUUUCCUUUUCUAUUCUGUUCUAUUUUGUUGUGUUCUAGUCUUUUCUAUUCUAUUAUGCUCUAUUCUCCCAGACUCCAUUCUGUGUUAUUCGACUUUAUUCUACUCUGUUCCCAUUUUCUCUGUUUUAUUUCAACCUUUUCUAUUCUUUUCUUUUCUACUCUUUUCUUUUUUUAACUUGCUGUUCUUUUCCUUUCUAUUCUAUUCUAUUCUAUUCUAUUCUAUUCUAUUGUUUUCUGUUUUAUUAGUUUUUAUCUAUUUUCUUCAUUUCUUUUCUAUUCUGUUUUAUUCCAUUAUAUUCUUUUCUGUUUUCUUAAUUUUAUCUAGUUUCUUCUUUUCUAUUUGAUUCUAUUCUAUUCUCUCAGACUCCAAUCCGUGGUAUUUGACUCUGUUCCCCUUUUCUCUGUUUUAUUUGAUCCUUUUCUGUCCUCUUCUUUUCUUUUCUUUUCACUGUGUCAUAUUUUAUAAGCAGCACUGACCAUCAGAGGGUUUUCGUUUCAGGUUGGAGGGGCAUCACGCUGCUCAGGUGAAAGCUCUGAAUGGAGAAAACGAAGACCAGCGGAGUCAGAUUGCCCAAAUGGAGAAAGAGAUGAGCUACCUUCAGACUGAGCUGGCAGCCCAGAAGGAGGCCAAUGUUCGCUCCCCCAGCCAGACCAUGAAGAACCUGGUGGAGCGACUAAAAGCUCAGCUGGCACAGAAAGAGAAGCAGCUUAAAGUAAGACAAGAUAAGACAAACUGUAUUUCAAACUUUAAUUCAAUAUGUGUAUGAUAUGUGUUUAAGAACUGAUGUGCAUGUAUCUCACUGUUACAUAAACUGUAUUUAUGGGUAAAAAAAACUACUUAACCUUCCCAUCAUGCAGAUAAUAUAGUAGUUGUUAAUAGCCAAAGUUAUGCCAUGGGAAAUCAAAGGUCAGAAGAAGCAGGAGUAACUGAUGGUGCUGAUUGGACUGAGCACUGCGCUUCAGACACAGCGCUCACCUAAUCUUUCAUAACCCAAAUAUCUGCUCUCUCUCUCUCUCUCUCCAUGUUCUUAGGCUCUCAGCAAGGCUCUGCUGGAGCUGCGGGCAGAGAUGACAUCAGCCGCAGAGCAGCAAGUCAUCGCCAGCGCCGCGCAGAGAGAGGAGAGUCUCAAUGUGCAGACGCUGGUGGAUAAACACACCAAGGAUUUGAAGGUAUUUCCCUUUAUCAUGAGGGCAAAUGAACUGCAACAGAGAAGGUUUUUGGCAGGUAUCGAUAUUUGAAAUAACAGGCCGUUACAAUAUCAAAGUAUUUAUUAUAAAUUGGUGAAUAGAAUUAUUAUGUUUGUCAAUAAAUCCCAUGUCUUAUUUGAAGGCAAAGAAAUUGACAGUUAUACGGUGGCUAUAAAAAAAUUCAGGAAUUGCAGUUUUGCUUUGCUCUUACAUGAGUGGAUGGUUUGUGCACUGUCGUGGGACCCUUUUUUAGCUGCAGACUGUUACUCAUCUGGUGCACAGGUGAAUAAUUAAGGUCGAGAGAAACCAGAGUAACUCCAUCAGACAUCUCUUUUUACUUCAUCCUCUCUAAAGGUGCGAGUCCAAGAGCUCAACGAAGAACUCCAAGCUGCGAAGGAGUCCGUCAAAGCAGCCAGGGGCCGAGAGAGCACCCUGAAAGAAGAAGUGGACAGUCUGAACCACGACCUCCAGAGGACUCAGAAAACCCUGAGACGUCUGCAGGCUGAAAAAGACGAGAACGAGCAUGAAAUCCAGGAGCUCAGACAGCAAAUUAAGAGACUCAGCAACGCCCUGCAGGUGAGGCUCUCCAGGGAUGUGAAAUACGUCACUACCUUCUUUGAAACGGUUUGACUAGCACAAAGGUAGCAUAUCAUAUGUAUAUAUUUUAUAUUUACAAUAUAUGUACAGUAUAUAUGAAGCCUUUUCAUCAGUUUUGUAUGAUUUGUAGCUCCCAAAACUCCUCAUUUAGCUCAGACUGGAGAUACUGUCCCUGUAAGUUUGUGGAUCUGAGUCGUCACAGAGGUCUUAUGCAUCGAUGCCAUCUUUGUUUUCUAAAAGCCUCACUUUGGACCAGUGCAGGCUGUGUACAGUUUCUAUGCCUCUGACAUAAUGAAGAGGAGGAGAUUUGCUGCCUUAGUUUUGGCCCCAUUUCCUCUGAGAUCAGUUCAUCCAUAUGUUAACAGAGUUUACUGAGUUAUCUAGUGCAGUACUUGUGUUGAUUUGCUUGCACAUCUGUAAUGUAUCGCAGGGUGACUCUUGACUGUGUUAGCAGCAGCUGCCCCCUACUAUGCGAAUUAAUUGGGUGCACAUGGAUUGUAAAGACAUUUAUUACAUCACUGCAGUAAAUCAAAUGUAUUGUAUUAGUUAAAGCUCCUACCUCUGAGUUAUAGAUAAAAAUACAAUCAACAUGUGGACAUGAUUUUACGAUCUGCCAAGAACCUCUGCUGUCGCUAUCAAACCAGCAAACACCACAUUCAGCUUCAGGAGAACACACACACACACACACACACACACAAGAGGAGCUGACAUGGAAGUGUGUAUAAAAGCAGCACAAAAGUAGCUGAUUCAUCAUGAAGUAUGAAGUUUGUUUUUCCCCAAAAUUUUACAUCAGCAUUCGGGUGAUAAACUCAAAGAUAGCCUCAUGACAACACUAAUAGCAGAGCGCCAUGUGGUCAAACAACUGGCACCCCCUGACUCCAAAAAGACCCUAACGUGUAUUCAGGAUCAAACCCUGCCAGGUCCGGCCCCUCCGCAAAAGAUUGAGGAAUGCAGCAAAAAAUAAAAAAUAAAAAUCCACAUUUUUCUCUGACUGGUUCCUCAGAGUUGUUUUAAUUCAGGUUUUUUAUGGACUAGUUAAAAGAGCAUGGACAUUUCAUGAUAUUUAUCUCCAUCUUUAUCCCAGGAUUCAAACCUAAUCUUUGAGAUUAGAUUAGGAGGACUUUAUUGGUCCUCUUGGGGAGGGUCUCUCAAGCAAAUUAAAAUUCCAGCAACAUCAGUAUGUGCAGAGAAAAAGCAGAAUGGUCAAAUAAGUAAGAAAUGAAAAUGCAAUAAAGAAAUCAUAGACACUUCAGAUGAAUUGAUUAUUUAUUUAUUUACAAAAUUCCGAUUGGUCGACUCGAUUUUAUUUUUGCGUCAAUCUACAGUCUGUGGUUAAUUUAACUUAAGCAAGUGCAUUUGAUGUAGUACCUCAGUACAUGAUAAUUUGUUCAGGGGUGUGCGCGUGUGUGUGUGAGAGAGAGAGAGAGAAAGGCAGACGUGUUUGUGUGUGAUCACCUACCAUUGUGCGAACAACGGUUUUGUUGUUGACACUGUGCAUCUGCAGUUUGUGUACCCACCCAGAUGUGAAAAAAACGUGGGCCAAGAGAGACUUUUCAUUAUGGAAGGAAUUAAGUGUUUAAUGGCUCGUUCCUUUGUUGAGGUACUGCAUCAAAUGCACUCAGUUAAGUGGUGGUAGCAUCUCGAAUUCAUCUUCUGACCAUACAGUGUGUUCAUAUGGAUCGAGUCCAGCAAUGUCCGCAAUUUUGCUUAGGUAACGCUCUCUUUCAUCAUUGUUCAGCGUGUCCCUGUAUAGUUUGUUGAGUCCAAGUUUUGCUCUCUCCAUUCCGUUCACCGUUACUGUGUAGUCAAAUAAUAAAUAGUUGGUUUUUAAAACUGAACGUCAUCCUAAUUUCAUUCAUUCCAAUGCGCUUAGUGUUGUUACGUCUGUCAAAAUGGCCGCGUUGGCAUGUUACGCACCGGUGAGCAGAGGAUGAAUGGUAUAGUCCAUAAUGUCCAGUAGUUUGUCCAUCGCCUUCUUCUCUGCCACCAUCAUCAGAGAGUCCAGCUUCAUGCCAACCUCAGAGCUGUUUUUCCAGCCUGGAUGUGUCCUUCUUGGAUAUCUUUGGUUUGGACCUCCCAAAGUCAAUGACCAUCCCCUUGGUCUUUUAGGUGUUGAGGUGCAGAUGGUUCCUGUGACUCCCUGUACUCCUCCUUUCUGUCAUCCUUAAUAAAUGGCUGUGUCAUUGGCGAACCUCUGGUUGGUGACAGGUCGUUAUGCAUUGUUUAUUUAAGCACCCUGUAUCUUGCAUUGGCCCUGACAGGGAACGAUACUUCUUAAAAUGUUCUCUGUAAUGAGAGCCUUUCUGUCUGUGUUUGCUCAUUAGAACCAACCAGAAGCAGAUGGGAAGGGGCACAGCAUCGAGAAUCUGCAGAAGAAAAUACGCAGGCUGGAGUCUGAACUGGAGAAAAGAGGGGAGAGAAAAAACCUGAAGGAUAAUCAUGGAAAGGUUUGGGUGUACAAAACAGGCAUUUUCCAUAGUCCAUAGUAUCCUUUUUUGCACAUUCCUUUACUGUUUUUUGUUUUUCAAGGAUGACAUAGUGCGCUGGGAGGAGGGUAAGAAGUGGCAGGCCAAGAUGGAGAAGCUGAAGAAUUCACUCAAGGAGAAGGAACGAGAGAGUGAAGCCCUGUCCAAACAGCUCAUCAUGCUCAAAGACCUUUAUGCUCGGUAAACGCUGCCUCACAUAAAAACCAUUUACACAGAUGUCUCUGCUCAUCGUCUACAUGACACAACAACUUUUAAGCAAACUCUAAUGAGCAUUUUGGAAUUUCCUGCUAAUGGCGUGAGUAACAGAAGUUUGCGGUUAAUGUAUCCUACUCAGAUUCUCGUGUGUUUCGAGAUCCGGUGCUGUUUCCUGGGCUGUUUCCAUCCUUUUUAUUUCUGCCUUUAAUCAGCUAUACACCACAAAUCUUAAGUUCUGUGAUCAACAAAUAAGUUGGGAGUAAAUCAAAUGCUGUCUACCACAGGAUGUUAAAGGGAUAUUCCGGCGUAAAACUAAUUUAGGGUCACACACACCGUAACACCGAGUUAGGUGCUGUUCUGAGCAUUAUUAGUGGCUAUAGAGUGGCUUUUUGGUUGAGGUUUGUGUGAAGACGUAGACCACUGUGUAUUGCUAUCGUGCAGUCGUUAUUAAAGCUGGUAUAACUAGAGAAGCAAGCGGUCGACAACAUUCAUCUCUCUCGGGGGCGUCUAACUCGGUGUUAAGGUGUGUUUGACCAUAACUUAAAUUUACGCCGGAAUAUCCCUAUAAAUCAUAUACCUGACCUGUUUACAUAGUUCGGUCUCGUCCAAUGCUAAGAUCGGACCCACUCUCAUCAAGUUACAGAGGAGAGGAUAAAACCUCCUUUAACAGGCAGAAACCUCGAGCAGAACCAGACUCAUGUUAGACAGCAUACUUUAGGUUUAGAGAGAGAUGGACAGAGGUGAGCGUGUUGCCGUGGUGUUUACAGACGAUGCUGUUUCAUGCAGGUCUAGUCAAGGAAACAAAGUCUAAAAAUCUGGUCACAGCCCUUAGUGAGUUUCUGUCAGUUUCGUCUGCAGUUUCAGACGUUAAAAAGAACUCCGUCCGCCUUUAGGCUGUUUGUCUCAGCAUUGUCAACGUGAGUCAGUUUAAUAACCAGUUCAAGCUCUUUACAGGAGCUUAUCUCUCCUGAAAGAGUUCUCAAAAGCUUUAAUCUGUCUCAUAUCUCAUACUUAACAAGGAUGAAAUCUCUCAUUUCAUCAUGGCUGAACGAUGAAUAACAAAGUCCAGCUGUAGUGAUGAUAACUUUAAAUCUUUGGCUUAAAGAUUUAUCAGAGCUAAACUCCCUGGAGGGUAAAAAUGUUAAUAUUAAAUCCCUCAUAAGAGAAACAACCAUGUUAUUGGUCUUAUCUUCAUUUAAAGUCAUUCAUUUUAGCAUAGAUUUAGAUCGACUCUCUGCCAUCUGUGUUCUAUCAACCCUAUUCACCUUUCUUCUUAGUUUCAGUCUGUCGUUUCGAUAAAGUAAGAAGAGAUUUUGGACGCUAAAAGAGAUACCGCAACAAAAAUCAAGGAUGCUCUUAUUUGGACUAGGGUACUUUCUGUACUGUCUGCAGUUCAGGGGUGUAAAUCUGCAUGCGUAUUUUCUGUGUUUCCUUGUUUGCGCAGACUGGAGCAGGAAAAGAGCGCGCUGCAGAAAAAGCUGAAGGCUCGAGGUGUGACUGCCGAUCAGGUGGUGGGGGUGCGGUCGACUGAAAUGGAGAAAGAGGUGGAGGAGCUGCAGAAGAAGAACUCAGAGCUGGAGAAGGAGAUCCUCACCAUCAAGUAACUAAACGUCCUUGAAAAUCGUGUGAAUCUUAGUGUUGAAAAGCAUCUGGACCUUUGGCCUUUUGGAAAAAAUUGACAAGCACAUGAUGAAGGAUCUGAUAGGAUGUGGCGCAUAUGUAAGAGAAAGAUAAAAACCAGGAAGAUUUGACAUUUUUGAUCAAAGGACAUCCAGAGUUUUUGAAGCGGGAGCUUUAGCUUCGACUUAGGAGCAGGAGGUAAUGGCCAUUCAGGUGUUAGAUGGUACUGAUAUCAUAGAACUGCUGCUUUGUGGAAGACUUGUUAAGCCGGUUAAGCGUCUCCUGGCCUUUGAUAUCAAAAAAUUCCCAGAGAAGAGAAAACUCAGUUAAGCCGUAUUUAGCAGAAGCAGAUGUAGAUUUCAGACAGCUCAUAGAGCUAGAGAUGGUUAUCAGUCUAGAAAGAGAUGAUGGUGCUCAGAAACAUGAAAGCACAUCUCUCAGAUAUCUGGAGGUACUUGGGGGGGCCUCUGGAGUCACCCUGCAGAUGUCUUAGCGCUGUGACUGAAGCAGGACGCUCAAAUCCUGCAGUGAGCAGCUUUGAAGUGGGUUUGACUUGUUUACCUGUUUCCCAGUGAACACUGAAAGAAAUAACUCAUAAGAUUGAUUUAAAAAAUGUAUUGUAAGUAUUUGCACGAAAAAUGAUUUGUCAAUUUUAAUGCAGCGAUAUCAAGUGACACUCACUUGCCAGUAUUAAGUAAAUUUUACUUUACAUAAAACAAAACAGUUGUGAAGAUAUUAAGUAACAUUUACUUAAUUACAUUCAAGUUUUAAAGACCCACUCUGAUGAAAAUCAGUUUUUUUUUGUUGUCUACGUGUUCAUAUGGAGUUUUUCUGAUGCUACAGGACAUAUCAUGAGAGAGCUAAGUGCAAAAUUGCAAUUCCGAGUAUUUCUGCAUUCAAAUCUCUGUGAAUCUCUAGCAGACCCAAACGCCAGGCUCAGACACAGUGAGAUUUCCUAUGUCACAAAUCCAAGCUCCGCCCCCUGAGCCCCACUAUGCAGGCCAGACUCAGAGAAGUAGAGAGGACGAUCAUGAAACAAGCGUGUGCGCUAGUGGAUUGCAAUGUUCGUAAGAAAACUAAUUAUGAUAUGAACUUUCAUCAUGUCCCUGAAAACAUUAGUGUCUAAGAGCUGAAUAGCUCCUAUGUUACCUGCUACUUCUACUACACCGGCAAUGUUAGGCAUCAAGCUAGCAUGAAGAGGAGUGUACAGAGCAGCGCUGUCUCUGCCCACGACUUAGAGGUGAAUUACUAAUUGCUAAUGAGCUCUGCAGAAGAAAAGCCCUUGAAAAUAACACAGAUAACGCGAUUUUGGCUAAAAACUUCAUAAUCACAACUUCAUGACCACUGGUGGUAAAAAAAAAGAUCAGAGUGGGACUUCGAACCACUAACCUUCCAGUUAUUGGACAACCGCUCUACCUCCUGAGCUACUGCUGCCCCCCACCUUGCUCUGUGAUCCUGUAACGUCCGGGCUCGGAGCAGAGCCAGUCCUGUCGUAGGCUACAGUGUGCAUUCGUUUCAAAACACUACACUUUCAGAGUGAAGUUUAUGUAGUAUUUGUACAACCAAUAAAGAUUUAAAUAGUAUAAGGAAACCUAAGUAAAACUUACUCUUCUUCUCCAUUAUUCAUGUAUUAUGUUUAAAAAAAUGUUUAAUUUUACUUAAGAAGCUCUCAUUCUUGUAGAAUCUUAAAAAUACAAGGUAGAAAUUAUGACAGUCGCUCUAAUAGAUUUUACUGCACAAAAAAGUCACUUUUUUCAGUGAAGAGUCAGUGUCCCUGUCUUUAUGAAUAUUGAGUUUGUAAGAAACCGUGAUUAAAACGAAAUCCUGAACUUGCAGAGAGCAGCAGGCGUUACCUCGGGAUGACGCCAUGGAGAACCUGACCCUCAGAAACCGCUUCCUGGAGGAAAGGCUGCAGUCGUUGGAGAAUCAGUUAUCCAAGGAGCCCCCUUCAAGACCCUCCGUAAGUGCUCAUCAGCCUGCAGAACACCAUGAGCAUCACAAAUUGGCUGGAUUUUAUUAGGAAUAUCCAAAUAAGCUAGAAGGUUGUACAGAAACAAACCUGGGGGUUUUAGAGGGCUUUUACACAGGCCUCCGUCUACAAAUCUGUCAGCGAGCCCUGCUCCAUGUAGUAUCACAGAGUCCCCUAAAAGCCUGAAGAGGUCAGUCUUUAACUUGGCGGGUGUGUCUUUGAUUCAAGGAUGAGCCGACAAGAUUUUGAUAAUAAAGGAUCUUUCGUGUUUUUUGGCAAAAGUUCAGAGUCGAUAAGAUUAGAUCUUGAAACACGUCUAGUAAAAAAGGAAAAUAUGUUGAAGAGAUUACUUUGGUGUUAAGUCAAGCACACUCUGACCACCUUUAAACCUGAAAAAACAACAAGAUCUCUGUAAUGCCUCGCGCUGUGGUGGUUUUGUGGUUUUAACACCAGCUUCUUCUGUUUGAUUUAAGCUUAUGAAAGAUAAAUUCGAUUACUUUCACUAAAGAAACCGAGAAACCGACUCCUGUGCAGACACAUAAGGAAACUCUUACUUUCUUUGACGUCAGUUUUGCCACCGGCAGGAAUGAUUUUUUUUUUUCACUUUGACUUUUUUUUCUGCAUAUUAACAGCAGAGUUUGGAAAAGAAUCAGGAUUAUGAUGAUAAUGAAAACACACACACACUAAAAAAUAAGCGUGACACAGAGCUGUUUAAAGCUCCUGUGAGGAUUUUUCCGUCACCUGCUGUAGUAGGGCUGGGCGGUACAGCAAAAAUGUACAGAUACUGAAAUGUACGACAAUAAUGGAUGUCAUUUUUCCCAUGUCAAUAUAUGCGGUGUCAAAAAAUAAAUCUCAUCUUCUGAUUGUCGGCAGAUAUUUCAGCCCCGAUAAAGAAUGCUUGUUUUUUAACACCCCUUAUCUUUUAGACCCUAUGACUCGUGUUAUAAUCACUGUUUAUGCCCGGCAGCACGUCUUUCCACAAGUCAUUCAAUUUGUAUGAAAUAAGAUAAUUGCGUGUCUGUCUAAAUAUUCCACUGACAUCCAAGAUGCUUCUUAAAGCGUUGAAAUCAGCAGCAAGUCGAUAUCUCGGAUGGUACAAUUUCUCACAUAGAUAAUGAUAACACAAGCUUGAUUUCCAUAGAAAGUUUUCUUAGAUGCCAGCUGUGUGUUUUCCACGAUUUCAUCGCUCAUCACUUCUCGCGUUUCUUCAGUUCCCUUUGCUGAUUGACCCGUCAAAGUUUGUGUGGAGUUCAACGAGUUUAUCCGAGCUCAUCUCCACACGCACGCUAGCUGCAAAACCAAAUUGAAUUCACUAGGGUAUGAGACUUAAUUCUUGGAAGUCUUAAUUCCUUAUAGGUUUUGUAGGAAAACUCAACAUGUCUGACAUCCAGACAUUUAAAGUAGGGCUGGGCGAUAAACUGAAAAUUUACCGAUACUAAAAUUUACGACAAUAACCGACGUCAUUUUGCCCACUUCAACAUAUUCGGUGUCAAAAAAAUGAAUAAAUAAAAGUUGGUUUUGGAUGUGUGUAGGUAGGCUAUGGUCUCAUGUUCCUUUAAGACGCUGUUCUACGUCAGAGUCGUGACUCCACCCCAUCCAGUCCGUAACAAAGAGGGAAAGACAGGUGAGGAGAUGGAGGACGGUUCAAAAGUUGUAGUGGCUGAAGUAGACGAAGUUAAUGUGGGAGGGGGUGAGCAGCUUGUGGAGUAGUUAAUUUAUCGUUAUCGAGGUGAAUUGCUCGAUAUAUCAUGAUAUUGAUUUGAGGCCAUAUCUCCAGCUCUGUGCUGUAGAGAAACUCGGAACCUACAGUACGUUGGUGCUGAUUUUGUCUUGGCGGUGUUGAUUGACUUUAAAGAAAUUCAUUUAAGGUUUAAACUCGAUUCUGUGCGCCAUAAACAUCGCUGUCAUUCUGAGUUCACUUUGUAAAUCACUGUAUGUACGUGUACGUGUAUGAGGUGUACGUGACGUUUUCACCUCAGCAUAUUCCAUAUGUUUUUGUUUUUCACUCCUCAUUUAUCAUCCUUUACUCUCUUUUUUAUGUGUCCCACCAUCCCUGGCACUGGAUUUUAUCUGAUUUAUUGCCUGUGAAGGAAAAAAGCUCCUCUUCCCAGGGUUUGAGGGGGAUUUGUUCUCUUACUUUUGAUGUUGACGAGGGGUCAGCAGGAGGGAACGCAACACCGAGUCCGGCUGAAUCCUGCCAUCACUCUGUUAGCACCGCAGAUGCUGACCAGAAGGGGGAGCCAGAGCGAAGCCAGGUGGCCGGAGGAGCUCAAACUGGCUUUGUGGGUGCAGAGGAUGUUCUCACUGAACAAGAGGGAUUGAGUCCUCACCUGGCAGAAAACACAACCACGGACAGAUCCGAUGUUAGCGGAGAAGGUGAUAACACAAAUCAUGUGCAAGAUGAAGCGGAGGCAGAAGCAGAUGUUUUAGACGGUGUGCAGAACGUCCAAGGUGAUUAUGAGCCGUUUGUGGGAGAAGAGCAGGAAGACCAACAAGAGGGAAAAGGAAGCGACCCAGACCCUGGUGAUCCAUCAGAAGACAGAUCAGUUAUGUCGUCCCCUGUGCCUGCCGAAGCAGAAACUGACACUGAUACUUGUGAAGCAAAGAUGGAGGAGUGCGUUGGAAAAGAUGACAACCGAGAUGCUGCUGAUGAGGUGAGACACGAUGGAGAACAACCAGUUGAUGGUGACGGUGCAAAGGAAGCUUCAAAAGAAGAUAAUCCAUCACCAGAACCAGAACCAGAUCUGAGUCUCAUACCGAGCCAACGGCCAGAGAUGUUGAUCAGUGAAGAAGAAGAUGAUCACACACAAAAACACGAGCACAGCAGAUCUGUUAGACAUCUGAAGGUACUGAGGUCACCUGCUGAGGUCUUAGUGCUGUCAUAGCGGUGCAGUAGAUGUGUGUGUUUGUCAGUGUGUCCCGACGGUGUGUGAAUAAAGCUGUUUCCAAACCCCCUAGAGUCUCAAGAAGGUGACGUACCUCUAUACAGUCAUGUGGUUUUUUUUUCAUUGCCUGCAGCUCAUUUGUGUCUCUUUCUUCUCAUAGACCUCAGGGCGAGGAACUGGCACCCCUUCACAGAGAGAUCAGGACCUGCAAAAAGAAAACCUCAAGCUGGCCUCUGAGAACCUGGAGCUGCGUUUUCAGCUGGAGCAGGCCAACAAAGACUUACCGAGACUCAAGGUAUGUGGACGAGGGAAAUAUUUCACAGAGGUGCCCUGGUUUGUGUUUGCAGUUCUGUUUGUUCUCCAAUCAGCAUUGACUAAUCACAAAGCAGCGCACAUUAACAGACAUCUGCCAAACAUCUGGACCCGACUGGACCAGCUGCUUUAUUUAUCUCCAUGCACAGAUUUAUUUAUUCUUCAGUUAUUUGAAUUUUAUUGAAGCAGGAAAGCCUCAGUAAGCACCAAAUUUGCUCAAAGCUGCAUCACUACAUCAAGUCUGUGUUUAGAUUUCAUCCUCCCCUGAAUAAAUCAGAAGCAGUCAACCUUGAUGGCACAUCUGAAAUAAUAGAUUGCGCCUCUAAGUAACUGAGUUCUGUGUUUCUCCUUGUUUACAUUGAAAUUGAAACCUACCACAAAUGGAUGUGUAACACUGUGACAUUUGUCCUGCAUUACCAACAAAUAAAGGGGUUCUGAAAGGGAAAUCAAACGUUCAAAUUGUUAAAAGAUACCAACUCAAAUUUGAUCCACCUUGAACAAAAGUCUGAAAUGAAGAACAAGCAAAUUAAAAGGCCAAAUAUGUGAGAUGUAAUUAUUCAACACCUUGAUAUUUCUGAACCAAUUUGAUCAAAUCUCCAAAAAACACAACUCAUAAAUGCCUCUUUAACAUCAUACACCAAAUAAUUCCCCCAAAAGAAACAAAAAUGUCCUCUGGGCCAAAGAGUUUUAAUAUUUACGUCCAAAUCUGGGGCGCAAUCAUCGAAUGUCCACAUAAACGUAAUCCCCAAGAUAGCAAAAAUGGUUAAAAAAAAGGAUUGAUCGAUCUCCAAAAAUCUCUGGUAUACCAGGUUGUCAAAAAAGAAGAAAACGACUCGCAAAAAUCUUACCAGGUCCAAGGAGGAAGGCAUGGAUCUGAAGCGUGGCUCCUUUGUUCUCCCCCACGUCAGGCUGCUGGCAAAACUGCAGAGAACCAGCAGCAGUGCAAGCCCGCAACCACGGCUUAUCCAGUGUCCUUUUCCCAACGGUUUAUUCUUUUUAAGUUACUCAUUUUCAGGCAGCAAGACAGUCCGAGGCUUUUCCUUACGCUUCCCCCACAUGCACAUCUUGCCUCCCUUAUAUAACCUUAGCUUUAUACUAAUAAUUAUACCACCUGAUGUUACAGGGAAUCGUUAACUGGGCAACAAGAAAACAUCUUUCUUUCUUUUUUAAAUACAACUUCCAAACAGCUUAAAGGGAUACUCCAGCGUAAAAUUAAGGGUCAAACACACCGUAACACCGAGUUAGACACUCCCUCGAGAGAUGAAUGUUGCCGACCGCUUGCUUCUCUUGUUAUACCAACUUUAGUUAUGACCGCAUCAUAGCAAUACACAGCGGUCUGAGGAGCCAUAAACAAACCUCAACCAAAACGAUGAUCAUUUCUUUAUCAUUUCCUUGAAGUAAUAAUCAACAUAUUAAUCAUUUUCCUCUGCAGACGCGGUAGUUCUUCUGCCUUAGCGUCUCGGUCUGAUUGCAUUUCCAUGAAGAACUGAUCAUAAAUGUUCUUCCUUGAGCUGCGAAACUCCCUGCACUCGGUAAUCGACUUAUCAGGGUUCCUCCUACAAACAAGCGGCUGCUGGAAGAGAGUGGGUGAGUUGUGUUUUAAAAAAAACAGGCAAAGUUAAAAAGAUGUUCGGUGGCGAGGACCCUAUAUGUACUGUUGAUGAAGUUAGGUGCUGUUCUGAGCAUUAUUUGUGGCGAUAGAGCGGCGUUUUGGUUGAGGUUUGUACCGCUGCAUAUUGCGGUCGUUUUUUAAGUUGGUAUUACUAGAGAAGCAAGCAGUCAGCAACAUUCAUCUCUCGAGCGGCUAUCUAACUCAGUGUUAUGGUGUGUUUGAUCCUAAAUUAAUUUUACAACGGAAUAUCCCUUUAAUUUCAAUUUCCUAUGGUGAUGCCGUCACAGAUGAACCUACCACUCCUAAGUGAAUGGCAGUGUUCAUCAGUUCCCUGCACUCUCAUGUAGACGUGGUUACUUUGGAGCAGAUGUUAAUUGUUAAUUUUUUUUUCAUUUGAUAGAAUCAAGUGUCUGACCUGAAGGAGAUGUACAGCGUGCUGAAAAAGGAGAAGGCAGAUGUGGAGAAAAAGCUGGCACAUAUACGUGGGGUAUGUUCAACUGAAGUCAUCUGUGUUCUGUUUCUCUUCUUUAUGUAAGUGAAUAAGUUUGAGAAGAGCAAGUCAGACAAGAAUGCAGACAGUAGAGGAGCUGCUCUUUGGUUCACUAAAAUCUAGUUACCCAGCUUCCUCUUGACGGUCUACAAUUAACAGUAUUUAUACGACGUUCUUCAUCAGGCCGGUCACAGCGGGAAAACGGUGCCUGAACUCGAGAAAACCAUCGGUCUGAUGAAGAAGGUGGUGGAGCGGGUGCAGAGAGAGAAUGAAACACUGAAGAAAUCGAGCGCACCUGCCAAUCAGGAGAAGAUCGCUGCCCUGGAGCAAGAAAACCAGAAACUAAAGGUGUCAGACUACAUCAUGUCCAACGUUGUCUUGUUUAAAAAAAGUCUCUUAAAUUGACAUCAGGUGUUCCUUUUUCCCAGGAUGAUUUCGACAAACUGAAGAGUCAAAGUGAAGCUGAGCUGAAUUCAAAACUGGAGUCUAAAACCAAAGGCCUGGAGAAAAUCGUCAUGGAGAACGAGCGUCUACGCAGAGAGAUCAAAAGGGUAGGUAACUCUUCUCGUGUUGUUUUUUUUGUUUGAGGAUUAAAGGCCAGCGGUAAAAAGCUCUUUUCAGGGACACCUCUUUGUAUUGAUUUGAUAUUGUUGCAGGAAAUGGAAACUGCAGAGAGGCUGAGAGUGACCAAGACGAGUGUGGAAGUGACCAACGAGAAGCUGGAGGCAGAGCUGGAGGAAACCAAGCAGAGACUGAGAGCAGCUUUAUCCAAACCCAUCGCAGAGGGAGCGGACAGUAAGACCUGGAAGGCUUCAGUGGUAACAAGGUCAGACUCCACCAGAGUUCCAUAGUCUGUCCAGGUUUGGGGUUAAAUGUUUAAGUGUUUUUUUUUUUUUUCUUCAGGAUGUUUGAGAACAAAAUGAAGGAGCUGGAGAAGGAGCUCGCCCAGAAGACCUCCAGUCUGUCUGAGCUCAAAGAUCGACUAAAAGACGUGACGGAGCGAGAGGACAGAGCUCAGAUCAGCAUCAGGCAACUUGAAGAUCAGGUACUGACGGAUCAAUAUCCAGAACUGAAUUAUAGCCGAGCAUAUUUCAGUUUUUACCAGGGAUGCAUUUUGUUGGAUUUUUGCGGAUAUUUGCAGCUUCUCUUACCUGUACAGGUGUAGUAUCUGAAAGAGUAUUAAAACGAUCAUUUUUGUCUUUUUUAGGUUGAUUUGUUAAGAAGUUAUCCUGCUGCAAAGACAGAAGGAGGACUCAUGAAGGAGUUCCAGGCAAUGAGGUUUGUCUAAAAACGGGUGGAGUCCUCUACUGAGAACAUUUCCUGGACGUUUCCUCAACUUUUUGAUUUAUUUACGCCAUGAAAUAACGAGCUAACAGUUCACAUCCCCUUGAUCCUGAUUUGCCAGACACGCUUCAAAGGUAUAAACAUGAAAAGAAAGCCUUUAUAUCAAUUCAUCACCCAGCGUCUGCCUUUAAUUAUUUGACUUACAGGAAAUUGUCUAAAAACAAAGCAAACAUCGUAAUAGUUUAUACUUUUAAACAGAAUAUACCUCACAUCCAAGAUUCAGACUUGGACACAAGCAGAGGUCGGUACACAAAAAGGCGGUCAGGUCAGGCAGAAGUAUCCAAAAACGUGAGGCAAAAAGGCAAGUUCCAAAAAGACAGGCAAAGGUAAACAACAACUAGACUAUCACUGUGAAAAAAAUGCUGGAAUGAGACACAAGACUGUGAAACACAUGAGGUUAAAUACAAGAGGUAAUGAGGGUGAUGGGAAACAGGAGAGACGCAAUCAGGCAACAGGUGUGACGAGACAGGGGCAGGACAGACCAGACAGGAACAAAUCUAGAGGACAGAAACAAGAGUUAGUGAACUACAAAAUAAAACAGGAAAUGCAAGACAUGAACAAAACAUAAAUGUGCAAAAAUAAAGGACAUUUAACUAAUAAAUGAACAGCAGGAAAAGGAAACUUAACAGACAUGAAAAGUCUACCUUUCUCGUCUUCAGACUGGUGAACAGUGAGCUGCAGAAGGAGAACGCCGAGCUGAAACAGAGGCUGAGUGAAAACCGCGAGAAACACGGCGAGACGUCCUCCAAACUAGGUGAGACUCAGCGCUCGGAAACAGGAGUUGUGUGAGAUAACGAACGUUAUCCCAUACGCUUGUGUGUAUGUGGCUUUAAGCUCCUGUAGGGAAUUUUCUGUGUGUGUUGAUUUUGGCGCCCCCUGUGGACAAAGUUGGAACCUUUUAUUAACGCUGAUUUUAACGACUCUCCCGGAAAGUGGUGUAAACUGACAAAAAAAACUCCUCCUGGUGUCUUUUACGAGUGAAAUCAAUCACCCACUGUAAAAAGUAAAAAGGCUGUUUCUUCAGCGCACCUACCCCCUCACAGCAAACACAGGCAUUAAAAAUUACAUUUUAACAACUGUCAGUCUUCUCAGCAGUGGUUGCAUUUGCAUUUGUAUGACACAGAGACGCGUUACUGUUCAUUUCAGUGUGUUUUGUAAACAAUCAAAAACUCCUCACAGGAGCUUUAACUUCAUCUUUAGAGUUUUCCUCUUUCUUCCUCGUUCUCUCAGACCACGCGAAGCUCAGACAUCUUCUGCAGGCAGCCGAGAAAGAGAAAAGCCAACUCCAGACCGAGGUUACAAAACUGAAGAAGGAACUGGAGAGCUUCGACCCGGCUUUCUUCGAGGAGAUCGAGGACCUGAAAUAUAACUACAACGUGGAGGUGAAGAAGAACGUUCUGCUGGAGGAGGAGCUGAGGAAGGUGUGCGAUCAGUUUGGCGUGAAGGCAGAACUACCCAGCGUGUCCAUCAGCUAACUCAGGGUUAAAGCGUGCCUUUAAAAAACUCAGACAGUUCAGACCACGCCUGAAAUGGUCUCAAAAAAUCUGAUCAUUCUGAAUCUGUUUGACACCAAAUGAAUCAGGAAGUCUCAGAGAAAUUCAGGGUUUUUUUGUGGCUAAUGGAGAAUAUUUAUCAGACAAAUACAAAAAAAGUGACAGGGACCAAUAUUUAAUUUAAGAUUGACUCUUUAUUUUCCCAACACAACAAAUAUGAGCAGAUUUUACACUUAAUCUGGAAUAAGUAAUACGUUAAAUUACUGUAAACUCAGUUGGAAUAACCUCGGCUUAUUUGUCUGACAAUAUGUAGACUCAUUAAUACCUCUGUUUUUAUUUUACCCAGCAUGCAGCAGGCAUGUUUUUUUUCAUUUGCAGUCAUUCUCAGCUCCUGAUGUGAAGCAUUAUUUCUUUAUUCAUCCUGCUUUUACUUUAACGGUACUCAGGAUUAAAGGGCUUUGGUCUAAUUUGCUACAUAAAUAAUCAUUUUUUACAGAAACUCCCACUCUGAGUGAAAGAAAAAUUCACCUUUAGCACUAUUUCUGUGAAAUACUUUUACAGCAGCACUGUACGCUUUAUGGUUUUUAAGUUAUAACAGUUUCAUAUCUUGGUCCAAUCCCCCCAAAAAAGCAAAAAAAUUAAAACAGACGUUUACAUUUGAGCAGUGAGGUGAAAUUGCUCCUCAGGCAGCUGUUUUCUCUUAAUAUGUGAUAUAAUUAAAUGUAAUUAGGUUAUUUUCUCUAUAUUUGUACAGUUGUGGCAAAGUGUUCGUGUAUUUUUCAAUAAAGCUGUUUCCAAACUGACUAGAAAACU